CCUGGAGUCCUGGACAUCAUGCCUUCCAAUCAUUAAAUGAGCUGAGCAAUGUUUUAUUACAGAUCUCAUGUGGCUGAGCUUAGCGGGGCUUUUAAGUGCUCCCGGGUAUGCCGUGCUUACGCAAGUUAUUUUCUGCUGUGGAUUGUUGAUGCUGCCACAGAAUGACAGAGUGAUGUGCCUUGAAUUCCAAUGAGGAGCAAUGGUGUUUUGUUUUGGGGUCUCCCCCCUGCAACACCAAAUAAAGAGUGAGUACUUUGAAAAGUCUUUGUUACUCAAGUUGUGCUGUGUGUUUCGGAUUUUAGGAGGCCUCCAAAUUGAAAAAGGCUUGAAGAUGCUAGGCAAUUUUGAUUGUAAGCAAUGUGUGAGGGAAGCAAUUUUAUGAUGGCAAGGGCCAGUUCUUACAGAAAUUUAUUUUAAAGUGCAGGUUUCAAAAAUCUAAAGCUGGAGCUGUACUGGACAGAGGAGGGGGAUAUAUGUAAAAGUGAAUUAUAAGAAGCAAAACCUGGAGGAAUAAAUUAUAUCAAAGGUAGAGCUUCUUGGGCUUUCUUUGGAUUAUUGUUUUUUCCUGACUUUGUGCUGACAAUUCAGAUGGAUUCAUAAGCAACUAGGUGGCCUAGCAAUUUGAUGCAUGUGUUUUCACACACUGCUUUAAGUGAUUAAAUCCUUUCCGUGUGUCCUAGCCAUCUGCUGUUUUGGGGCUGAUAUACUUGGAUGCACUGACUUCCCCUUUUCUAACAGUGAUGCUCAGAUCCUUACUACUUAGCGAGUGUGUAUGAAGCAGAUUUUAAAAGAUCCAGCCCUGAUUAGCGCAGUUAGCCCGUUAACGCUACAUAUUUACAGUGGAUUAUUGGAAGGGAAGUAGGGGUUAAGUCAGUAGGUCUCUCGCUUUCCCCAGGGGUUAACCUGGCAGGCUGUCUGGCACACACAGGAGGGCUGACAGGUAGCAGGAUUUGUCUAAGCAGUGUGCAUGAGAGCCAACAAGGAAAACUGAAUGCUCUGGAUUAGUUUUGGAUUAUGUUGUCAGAGUGAAGCCUGAUGGACAAACUGCAGAGGAAUAAAAUGCAAUCUGUUUGGGAAGAGAGACGGUGUGCAUAGCGUUCAUUUUUCAAAAAUGGCAAGAGAAAUCAUUAAUAAUUUGUAAAUCUGUGUCCAUUAACUUUUCUCUUUGUUAUCCCAAAGACAGCCUUUUGAACAUGAGUCUGCCACUGUUCUAUAUCUCGUCUUCUUUAGUGACAGAUGGCAAGAGAAAGAUGGGUUUUUUAAUACAUAAAUAUGUUGGAAGCCUCCAUUUGAACACCUGUAGUUUCCUUUGGGGGAAAUGGCAACUCUUUCUUUAUUUCAAGGGAAAUGAGGCAACCUUUGAUUUGUAUAUUUUGCAUUCUUUUUAAAACUUAUUUUUCAAAAGCAUAUGCUGUAAUCCUUUUUUUGGAUUUAUUUUUUUUAAAUAAUGCAAAGGAUAGCGAUUAAAGCUAGCCUUGAUUCAUUCAUUCAUUAGUUGCUUCAUUAUGGGAAGUUAGAUCACAAGAGUUCUGCAUGAUCUAAUGUGAAAUAUGCACAGGACAAACUCAAGUUUGUUUUUGUGGCAGACUGGUGCCAUUUUUCAUUAAAAUAGUGUUUACCUUCCAACAGUCAAGCAUUAUUGCACUUUUCCUGGUAAAAAUGUCCAUCUUUGUCCUUUGAAGGGACAGAGGGAACCAGUGAAAAAUAAUCCCUUGCAAAUAUUUAUAAACCUGUUAUUGCCUGCAAGAUUUUUAAUGGGAAUGCUAUGUGCUUUCAGUUCAAGUCAGUCUUUACGUACUAUUUCUGCCAAAUAGCUUUAAAUUCUGUAUGAAAUUUAUUUUAUGAAUUUGAGCCGCUUUCAUUCUGUUUUAUUAUUUUUUUGUAAACUUUUUUGAGGUUUGUUUGUUUUUAUAAACAAAACUGGAGUGUGCAUUUGGAAAUAAAUAAAGCAUGACCUUACAAAAAGAAGACUAUUUAAAUCGUAUAAGAACCCCCAGCCAUUUUAAAAUGAAAAUAAUUAAGCAAUAUAAAAUCAUUCAAAGUCUAAAAUAAUAAGUGACCUUUUGAUAAGAAUGGAUUAGCUCUUUUAUGCUUAACAUAGCAAAUAUGUUCAAUGAAUAUAUAAUCUUUGAGUCAAAAUCCUUAAACAAUCAUAUGGGUAUUUCCCUCUGUCAACUAACUUGAAAUACUUAGCAAAUUAUAUAUAAUGCAUCAGAAACAACCUACAGACAGAAGAGUUGCAAAGACAAUACCCACAAAAAACUCAAGGCACAACUAAAUUAGGCAGAAGACUUUGAUUUAUGCUAAUGUCCUUCUUGGGAUAGGGGCAAGCUGAAGUCAAUUCAGUUCACAUUUAAAGGCAAAUUUGCACUUUUCAAAUCAAUAUGGAAACUGAAACAUAACUCACACUUAUCCAAAUUUUCCAAUGUAGUUCUCAAACCCAACAAUGCUUAUAAAAAUACAUAAAUUAGGGGAAAGUGCACCUAAAAAUGAAUAUAUUAGUGAAAACAACACAGAAGGAUACAUUACAUUAGGGCAAGUUGCUUUCGGAAUUGUAUACAUUAGUCAAAACUGUAUAUAAAAAUGUUCAUUGAAGGAAAUUGUACUAGAAUACCAAUACAUUUUCAUUAGGAUUAUAUAUAUAUAUAUCCCCACAUUCCGCUGAAAUUAAUAGGAUUUCUUUAUAAAUCAUGCAUAUAUAAUUGUGAUGCCAAUUACUCUGGACCCAAAAACCUAUAAUCUAUGAGCAUUCAAAAACCUUUGCUUAAAAACCCAAGUUUGUUCGUUUGUUUGUUUUAAACAACACAUUGUUUCACACAGGAGUAUUAAUUUGCCCUUGAGCAUUUUUCUUUCCCCCCUGCAAUUUAUGUUAACAUCUGAUGCUUGUUUAUGCAGAAGAGGUGAUGUAUUUGUAAUGCAAAUGAACAUUCUGUCCAGUGUAAGUUUUACAUUUGCAUUUCAAAUCUGACAGGCAAGUCCACAUUGAUAGAUUUGCUGCUGGAUCUAAUAUUGGAAAUGUCUGUUCUCCUAUUCGGUUUACAGUUAACCAGAAGUAGUUUGAGGUGAAAAAAAUAUAUAUCUGGAAGAUCCAGAAAUAAUUUACUGCUGUUUCCUGAGGAAAAGAAAGAGACAGUGCAGAUGGUUUGGAAGCAUAACGUAACUAUUUCUCGUCAGGUAGUGUGACUUUUCUUCAUAGACAGCAAACUCCACUGCCCCUGACGCAAGGCAAGCAAAUAUGACAAAACCAUGGUCUUUUUUCCUCAACUGGGAACACAGGAGAGAAUAGUUUAACCCAAGUCCGGCCAGUAUUUUUACACUGCUAAUUCCUGGCUUUAGUAAAUUCUUCACCAAGGCGAAAGAAUCUCUGCUGGCCACGGGGAGCGGGGUGUAAUUAGCAAAAUACAGUUCCAGAGUUGGGAAGGGGAGGUUUUCAGAACUGCGCUGGGUUAUGAGGUAAGCAAGCCAGGAAAAGAUGUAUCUUUUGCAAGAAGGGUAGGGUGGGCAGAGCAUGAGGCAGGCAGUUGGUUUUAUGCUGCAGAGGGGGUUAGAUGUGAUGCUUGGGGUCUCUUGGAAUUGGAGGCUGCAGCAAUGGUAGGAACAGGACCCUCUUGAGAUGUGACUGUUUUGCACAUUCUCCAUCCAGACUCGGGCUGUGUAGAUGUGUAAAGAAACCAUAUAUCAUAAAGUCACCACAGACUCGGCUGUGCCUCAUUGUCCCAAAAGGGAACUGUGCCUUGGUAAGCACGUCUGCAAUCCCUGGAAUCUUGCACAGCUCAUGGAGAAUGGGGUAGCUUGUUACAAUAUUUUCUCUCCCUGUGAAAUAGAUAAAAAAGGUAAAAGGUAAAGGACCCCUGGGCAGUUAAGUCCAGUCAAAGGCAUCUAUGGGGUUGCGGCGCUCAUCUCGCUUUCAGGUCAAGGGAGCCGGUGUCUAUCUGCAGACAGCUUUCCAGGUCAUGUGGCCAGCAUGAUGAAGCCGCUUCUGGCACAAUGGAACACCGUGAAAAGUGCCAGAGCACACAGAAAUGCCAUUUACCUUUCCACCACAGUGGUACCUAUUUAUCUAUUUGUACUGGUGUGCUUUUGAACUGCUAGGAGCAAGAGGAGCUCACCCCGUCAUGUGGAUUCGAACCACUGACCUUCUGAUCAGUAGUUUAGACCACAGCGCCACCUGCAUCCCUAUUGACGUUUAGCUAUUGACUGUGUGAAGAUGUACCUCCUUUUGCCUGUCUUGGCUUUUCCAACACAUUUAUAAAUUUUGAUAUAUGUUUAUAUGUUUUAGUGUUGUAUUUUGUUAUGUCCUGCCUGUUUUAUUGUUCUGCUUGAAAUGAAAGGCAGUAUACAAAUGAUUUUUAAUAAAUAAAUGAACAUAAACAUUCUUCUAGUGGGAGAAAGUGAUUUUCACUUAUUGAUUAGACUUUGAUGCCUAAACUUUGUUUUUGGGUUUCUCAUAUUAAUAUAAUAACCAGCAUGAGAUAAUCUUGCCAUAAUUGAUUUAUUUUCUUCUUGAGGACUUCUUUUGGCUUCAGAGGAUGCCACUGCAAGACCAGGAAUAAUGAUGAAUACUUCAGAAAAAAUAAUGCUUUUAACGUGGAUUUCUCCAGACACCAUUUUCAACUUGCAGUAGUUUAUGACAACUUUCAAUAUAAAUCCAAAUAAGGGGGGAAGUUAAUAACUCAAACGGUACUUAAAGUAACUUCAGCACUGAAGACUGAGUAAAUGCCAACCACUUAGUGGAAGAGGGAGGGGAAUUUAUUUAAUACCCUGGCAGACCGUGGUAUGAAUGAAAAGAUGAACUACAGCUUUUCAUGCCUUGCUAUCCAGUGGAAUGAAAUUAUUUUAGUGAACUGUGUCAAUUCCCUUAGCAGGCAUAAGAGUCCUUUAUUUAAGAACUUCUAAAUGGCACAUGAGGAAAAAUAAGUACCAUCGUACCUAGAAGAUACAAAGCAAUAAAUCUGAAACUUUUUUUCCAAUUCACACUUCAGAGAUACAAUUUCUCUCCUCUGCUCAUGAUCCUGAAGUUCAUAAGAAAGAGCAAUAUGGUCAUUAAGAAUGGGAUUAUGGGCAUUCUACAUUCUUGGAGCAGAAUAAAGAGCAAAGAGUGGCAGUCUAAAUAGAUUCACUAGGUCAAUCUUAUGUCCAACUUUGUUCUAUGGGUCUUAUUCCUCAUAAUUGUUUAUAGGAUUGUAACCUAUGGCUGUUGUCCAGCAACUUUGUACAAUCAAGUGUAUUCUAGUACUUUUCUAUGAUUAGGAGGAAACUCCACAAGUGCAAAAGGAUUCUGUAGACAGGACAAUGAACCAUACUCAUUGUGUAUAAUUAUUUUUAAAUAUAAUAAGAACACUCAACCUUGGAAAAGUGGGUUAGUUGUCUGAUGAAUGAUAUUCAUUUCAAACAUCGGUUAGGUAAGAUCUUCAGAAGCCCAUAUAGACAACUCUCUUAUAGGCUUCAGUUGCGGUAUUUGCUGUCAUUUAUGUAAAGUGAUGCAUAGAGCACUGGUGUGUGGAGAAAAUGAGUCUGGAGGCAAGAUUCCACACACACACCCAGCCCAGCCCAAACACCAGCACCCUGUUCUUAAGGUGCAACGUUAGGUGGCAUUUUGACAAUGUGGGAGGAGGACAAAGGCAUGAACAGGUGUAAAAUAUGAGGUGUAUGGAUCAGUGGCACAAAUUGCACUCCCAAUACCCAUCAAGUGCCAUUGUUUUGUACAUAAUGCUCCAGAAUGAGGGAAUUAAGCACUGCCCUUAUUCUGAUUUGCCUUCAUAAUUAGAUGUUGAGUAAUCCCGUGCCAAAAUCUGUCCUCCAGUUUCCCAAAAAAAUUUUCUCCCCCACAAAAGAUGCUUCUAUCUUCUGCCACAUUCACAGUGUGCUUUAAAAUUACUUUAGAAUUCCAGUGGAUGUGGGGUUCAUGACCUUACCAUUGAGGUGUGUCUGCAGGUGGUAUGGGUGUUAUUAUUAUUAUUUAUUAUUUAUACCCCACCCUUCUAUACCCCCAUUUAUAUCCCCGCCACUCUGGGCAGCUUUCAACAAAAUAUUAAAAUACAGUAAUGCAUCAAACAUUAAAAGCUUCCCUAAACAGGGCUGCCUUCAGAUGUCUUCUAAAAGUCUGGUAGUUGUUCUUCUCUUUGACAUCUGGUGGGAGGGCAUUCCACAGGCCAGGUGCCACUACCGAGAAGGCCCUCUGCCUGGUUCCCUGUAACUUGGCUCCUCGCAGUGAGGGAACCGCCUGAAGGCCCUUGGCACUGGACCUCAGUGUCCGGGUAGAACGGUGGGGGUGGAGACACUUUUUCUUUCCAUUAACCAUUUAUCCAGCAUUCUGCAGCCUCCAUGGCUUCCCAUACUUUCAGAUCUGGAAAAGCACCAUGGGAGGAGUUACAUCAUGAUGUCUUCUCCUAGGCUUUAAUGGAAAUGUGAGCUGUCAGGGACCCUGGAUGCCAAACACCUGAGAUUAUUGUGCUCACCAAUUUUGUUCUUAAGGGAAGCCUGACUCCAUGGAAUAAAGACAAGAGAUACAACAAAUGGCCACCGCUUCACCAAUUUUAAUGUGUUUGAAGCAUGCUUAAUCUUUCUAAUGGCAGCUAUAUCUCAGUGCAACUUCCAAGGUGGCAGCUGGGCAGACAGAAUCUCCUGCAACCCACUUUCUUAGGCUACAUAAUGUGACUCAAAGCUUCUUCAGAUCCAGGCUUUGCCUGGUCCUUGCUUUUCCUGGCUCAUAUAUUGUAUGUAUGUAUGUAUGUAUCAUGAGACUCAUAACUACUGAACCUUACGAUCAGUGAGGCCAUCAAUACCCAAGAAAGGGGCUAUCAAACUUAGGCAUCCUCAAGCUAGAAGACAUGAAAGAUUUGUUGAAGGAGAACUCGCUUCACCACUCUGGUGCAUUAGGGUGCGAGUGGUGGACCAGGAGUAGAAGGUAGUAUUGGCAGCAAGAUUGAGAGCCAGUGUGGUGUAGUGGUUAAGAGUGGUAGUCUCGUAAUCUGGUGAACCAGGUUCAUGUCUCGGCUCCUCCACAUGCAGCUGCUGGGUGACCUUGGGCUAGUCACAGUUCUUUGAAGUCUCUCAGCCCCACUCACCUCACAGAGUGUUUGUUGUGGGGGAGGAAGGAAAAGGAGAAUGUUAGCUGCUUUGAGACUCCUUCAGAUAGUGAUAAAGCGGGAUAUCAAAUCCAAACUCUUCUUCUUCUCUUCAAGAUUGGGCCUGAUCCCUUCACCAGUCCAGACUAGCACAUUUAUUAAUACAGAUCAGGCCUCAUGGCAUCACCUCAGUGCUGCCUCUUCCCAAGUCUCAGAACUCUCCAUUUUUGAGCUGGCCCCAGAGGCAGAUUUAGGGGAAUGCAACCAGUUUGGUAACCCUGGGUUUGGAGCCUCAGGGGUGCCACAACUAUGAGGUAGAAUGGAAGGUGAGAGGUGAGGGCACUGAAUUUUGGCAUCACACAGAGCAUCACUGAAAUUAGAGAGACCCCAACGUCCACCACUGUUGCCCCCCACCAGCAGGCCACCAAAAGUCCACCUCCACUCAGUCCAAACUCCACACAGACUGAUGGGGAGACUGGAUUGCUCUACCAGUUACCCCAUCCCCUUGUUGCUGAGUAGAUUUUGUUUAGCAACUUCAGCCACAUUGGGAAUAACCAGCACUACAAAGAGUUUCACUUUCAUGAGUAAAAUGAUAAAAUUUCCCUACCCCCUUUGGUGAAUGAUUCAGAAGGAGUCAUUGAAUAAAAUGUAUAUAGGAAGUUAGGUGGCAGAUGUUAAGUAUUUAUGAAUGCAAAGCGCAUGACACAAUGCGUUUCCAUUUGGAACAGGAAAAGAAUAAGGCCAUGUUCCAGCAAAAGCAGCAGAAUAUUUUAGGUAUUAGCAGAAAACAUUGUAAUUUUAUGGAAAUGAUUUAGUUGAAGAUACUGACAUAUUGUAUCCAAGUACUGUUCUCCUUUCCCUGAGGUAAGGUAUGUUUCCUUAAAUUUUAGUUGCAAAGAGCACCUGGUAUUAAAUUGCUAUCAUCACCUCAUAAAGUACUCAAGUGUGCUCUUCAAAAUAGAAGCCUAUACCCUCCCUGCUUCUCUUUCAAGAAAUUACAAGAAUCACCAAACAAUGACUGCACUCCAUGAAUCCAGAAGAAUAAAAUAAGCAUUACUAUUAAUUCUGUUAUUUAGCUUUCAAAACCUUCCUUGAUUUGGCCAAGUUAUGUGACCCAAGUUGGACUAAUCAUUGGUUUCCCGUGCAAAAAAUGCAUGGUUCAUGACAGAGUAUAAUAAAACAUGUCUGAAUCAUCUUAUUUGGGCCAUUAGUAAUUCCCAACUUUAAGAAAACUCCAAUAUCCUGUCCCCCUUUUUAAUAUAAAGGAGGUUAAGCAGUAAUUCAGAGAAGUAACCUAAGCAAUAAAUCAUCAGGGGGACUCGCAGCUUUAAUGGAAAGAAGUGCAUAACAUCAAGACCCAUUUGUCCAUUUGGUUUAUGGGGAAAUGCUUAAUGCAUGAUUUAUGCCAAAUGUUUUGGUAGCUCUGGGGGGGAAACCCCCCGUAGUAGUAGUAGUUUAUUUAUUGUACAGCAACAAAGCCAUAAACAGCUUGAGACCAGGAUACCUGAAGAGCUGUCAUGGGAGGCUAGGAUGACACAAAACUAGACAAGAACUUUAUUGUAUCUCUUAAAUAAGACCAGCAAUGGGGAACUUCUGUGUCUACCCAGCUACAAAUGAGACCAGGGCCACCUAGUAACUAAACUGUAUAACAGUAUUACCCACACUGGGCAUUUUGCUCCUGUAUGAUCCUGCCUGUUCAUUAAGGUCAAGAGGAGAAGCCUUUUGUGAGUCUCAUUUGAAGAACAGCUGGUGGAAUGGAGGGAAAGGGCCUUCUCUGCAGUGUCCAGAUUGUGAAAUCCCUAACUGAGGUCUCACCUUUGUGGGUCUUCCACUGUUACCUGAAGGCAUGUUUGUGUCCUCAGACUGGAUGAUUUCCAGCAUCCAUAGGAUGUGUCCUUUUUUAAUCUGCUGUUCUCGUUUAUUAAUUUCAUAUUGUUUUUAAUUGUUAUGAUAUAUCUCUUCAGGCAUUCAAAGAACAUGUGAGGGCACAAAGUAGGUAGGUAGCCUGGGGGCAGAACUUUUGCCUUGCUCCUGCCAUUCAGAGGGGAUUGGACUAGAAGAUGAUCCAUGGAGUCCCCUCCAACUCUACAGUUCUCUAAUUCUAUCUCUAUCCCUGUCUAUAUUCAGAAGAAUGGUCUGAAAGGGGAUUCCAAGAGCAAACAGUCUCUAGUUGCUGGGAAUCACAAGUGGGAAGACUGCUGUUGCAUUUAGGUCCUGCUUGUGGGAUCCCCAUGGGCAUCUGAGAUAACUCAAUUGGUAAAGCAUGAGACUCUUAAUAUCAAGGUCAUGGGUUAAAGUCCCAUGUUGGGCCAAAAGAUUCCUGCAUUGCAGGGGGUUGGACUAGAUGAUCCUUGUGGUCCCUUCCAACUCUGUGAUUCUGUAAUCUGGUUGGCCAUUAGAAGAAAAGGAUGCUGAACUAGUUGGGCCACCAGCUUGAUCCAGCAGAGCUCUUCUUGCAAUUGAACUUCUUUGUACAUGCUUACAAACCUCCCUGAAAUCAGGAAUCCUGCAUUAUCAGGGGUCCUGAGAAUAGGAAUGGCUAUUUAUUUGUUUGUUUGUUUGUUAUUUAUAAGAUUUUUUUUAACCUGCCAUUACUCUGAGGUACCAGGGUGGGUUACAACACUAGAAUAUACAAAUUUAUAAACAAAUAAAAACAUUACAAUUGGAAAACAUUUUUAAAAAAACUUUUCCGAAUGGAACACAACAGUGGUGUUUGCAGACUGUUUUAACUAAUUUUGUUAUUGUAUUUUUAUAUGGUGAAGAGUGGAUAAGAAAUCCAAGAUGAUGCAGGAGGAUGAUUAUGAUGCUGGUGAUACAAUAAGCAAAACCCAAAGUGUCUGACUUUUGGCAUUGUACUCUUAGCAGCUAACAUUUCAGGAUGAGCACUUUAUAAUGCCUUCACUAAUAAGUCGCCUUAACUCUGCUCAAGCAGCAGCAUCUAGUGUGUGGAAUCCAAAGGGCUUCCGGGGUUAAUUCUGUCACCGCAGUGUUGACAUGAGGCAUGUAACAGCUUUCAACUCAAAAUGUUACUUGUAAUCUUUUAAUCCCAAAUUAGUUCAACGUAUUAGUCCAAAGAUCAAACAUGAAGAUUAAUUAGACUAGUUAGCAUAAACUCACAGAACCUAUUUGUUUUGAGGUUACGUUUAAUCUCGGAAUAAGUCCUUGGUAAAAUAGGUAACUUUUUUUCUUACCUAAGUUUUAUGUGAGCUCUUCCUACUGACAGAUGGCACAAUCCGCCCGAACUUCUGUACAGGUCCUGUUCUAAACAGGGCUUGUGCAGAAGAUGAUUUCAGUGGACUGAGACCAUUAUGCUCACCUGGUAAAUUAUCAGCCUGGAGGCCAGUCCAACUCAGUGUUAGGAACGCUAAAACCAAAUAUCUAUAGACAUCAAUGUGUUGAAUCUGCUGGAGUGGAGCCUGGAGAGUUAGGGGUUUGUUUAUUUUUCUACCAGCUGCACUACAGUUCAUAAUUAGGACAGAAUCAUAACAGGUAGAUUUGUCCCAAGCCAGAUCUGUGCCUUAUUUCAACUGUAAACAAUACAAAUAAUCAUUUAUGUUUUAAAGCUCUCUCUGUCCUGUUCACAACAAAAUUUGACAGUGUAGUAUAUAACAUUUGAGGAUCAGGAGUCAGGAACCUCAAGCACGGGGGCCAAAUCCAGCCCUCCAGCUCUCUUAAUCCAGUCCUCAGGACUCUCUCUAGGCCAUACACCCUCUUUUCUAGCCCUGCUCCAUGCUUUCCUUGAGUGCUUUUGCCUGGCUAGAAUGUGCCCUUGCACUGUAAUGAGCCCACUGCUUGCCUGGAUGAAGGAUGGAGAAGUUUUUGUUUGGGUGUGUAAAUCCUCUGACUUUUGCAUGGCUAAAAUGUAGCCUCCAGUACAAAGCUAAGAGUCUGUAACAUCCAUUGGUCUAUCCAUUUUUGUCUAUGGUCCCACCCACCCCUGGAAUGUGGCCCUUGGAAACUUGCUCAGAAGGGAAUGUAACCCUGUGGGUCCCUUUCAGGCCUGUUAUCCUGUAUCUGUGAGGUUUGAAUCUAGAAAAAACAAUCUGCUGAACCUGCCAAACCAGUUCAUCUGUUAAGCUAUAUACCCAUCAGCAGCAUCUUAAAGAGUGGGCUCUGUUGCCAUAGAGACAAAUGGGGGUGAGGUCUUUUCCCUCCUCACCUGGCUGGAUGUUAUGUCAGUCUACAUAGGAGAGCAGUAUGAUGGCAGGGGCAGGUGGCUGUUCAGGCAUGAGUUUUGGCUGAUGCUGGAGACAUAGAGAGUUGUCUUGCUCUGGGCUGGACCCAAAGCUAUGGCUUGGGGAUUUCCCUGGGAACCUAAUGAAGAGGCAAUAUAUGUUUGAAUGUCAAAGCUGUGAGUGUUGGAAAACAAGCCUCUUCGGGAGAGACUGGCAACUCUCCCAGACUCCCGGCUUGUUUACCGGUGACCUCCCUGGCUGCAAUCCCCGCAACUUCAGGAUAGGUCUCUCUCGAUAGGCGACAUUUCCCAGCAUGGGAAAAUGCACACCCCCUCCCUCCUUGCUUCCCAGCAUGGAAAGGAGAUAGCCAGAAAUCUAUUUACAUCUCUUUAUUUCUGACUUUGCAGCACUACAGAAAACAUGUCCGAUCACUUCAGACUUCAGCAAGCAAGUCACGAAGACUUCCUUUACAAACACAACAGGAAGGUCUCAUAUUACACACUGAGCAAAUUCCGGUGAAUCACCCUGUGAACUGACUGUAACAUUGUUUCCCACAGUCAGCCCCAUCAUGUGAUGUUUUCACCGAGCUGGUUUGCAGCUGCGUUGCAUUCAUAUCGUAACAUCGAGCUCCUCCUUCCUAUGCUCAGUUUGUAUAUAUGUGUAAAUAUGUUACAGAGACCAGAGUCUCCACUGUCCUUCAUUCCAGCUAAACUAAACACUGGGAAAGCACAAGUACCUUUACUGCCUGCAAAGAGAGCGACCGAGAGAGAUUAUUUAGCAUUAGUUUAGUGCAAAGCCUUGUUCAUACCUCACUCUACAGAGCCAAAGCCUUGUUUGAGGGGGCCAGUGGCACCCACAGACACAACCCUGGAGGCCACAGCCCUCCCUCCAGUUGGCUUACAAGCUUACUAGGUGACAGGGGAAAGCAGCAAUGGGUCAUGGCAGUGGGGACAAGUGGUGGAGCUGAAAGGACUGGUUCUUCUCUCGGGGCCAUCCAAUGCCUUGCGCUGCCAGGCCAAGAGACUGGAGCUGCCAGCACAAUAAUUUCCCCAUUAUACCUCUGGGCCCUGUGCUAGCAUAGCAUUGCAAAGUGCUGCUACAUUGCAGGUGGGACCCAGGGGCAUUAUGGGUGAAAUUAAUAUGGUAGUGUCUCCAGCUGUCCGGCCCAGAAGUCCUCUGAAGACUGUGCACCACACAUUUUUUGAAAAUGAAGAAAAAGACACCAUGGUGCUUGGGACCCCUCUGAGAGCACCAUAGUGACACUGGGCCUGUUCCCCCAUACCUCAGGAGCCCGUGUGUAUAAAUCCACAGUCUCACUGGAAGCCCUCGUAAUUUGCUCCAUGUAUAGAAACAUAUGCAGCCCACAGUAUUCUAUACCCACUGAUGGAGGCUCCACAAGACAGAACCUGGUCUUUCCCACAUCACCUACCCAAGACUGUUUUAAUAGGAGAUGGCAGGGAUUGAACAUGCAGCCUUUUGCAUGCAAAUCAUAUGCUCUGAAUCUGAGCUAUGGUCCAGGAACUGCAAUGCGCUACAUGGCAACACAACAGCAGUAUACAUAUAAAUAGGUGUGUGUGUGCAUGGAUAUAUGCAAUAUACGAAACUGUAUCCUAUGCAUAUGGGGUGGGUGGGUGACUAUAAGAUUUCUAUUUUCUUUCCAUAUAUAUUAAUAACCAAACCUGCAAUAAGAUAAAACCAAACUGGGUUAUUUUCUUCAUUUUUUUCCUGGUUUUUGGAAUGUUGUUUGAUUAACUCGAUAACGCAUUUGUUUGGUGUGAGGCGGAGGGGACAGAAUCUGUAUUGAGGGAGGGGCAUAAAUCUGUUAACAGGGGUCAUUAGACUGGACAAAUGCCUUUCUCCCCUGCGUUUCCUAGAUAAGGAAACCCUAUCUAGUAGUUAAAUUCCAAACGUCACGCUGGAUAGCAUUACAGAUCCCCAGAGUGUUGCUACAGAGUUCAUGCCCUGUUUCAUCAAAUACCCCAUGACAUUUAACAGGGGCCCAUGCUAAUUAUAGGGAUUUAGCAGACGCUGUCACAAAAUUUAGCAGACAUUUCAUCACAAAAAAAUCGCACACCUUUGUCUUCAGUGUCUUCAGACUUCUGGGGACAUUAACAACAUUUUGGCAAAAAGCUGCCAUUCGUUAAUGAGUCUUUCAAAGCAGCACUCAUCAACUCACUGGCAUCAUAUGCCCCAUCCUGUUCCAUCUUAUUAGUGUGAUCUAUGGCAGUCAGUAGGCUUGAGAUUCAAGAUGGUUUUAAAAUUGUCAAAUUCGGUUAGUGAGAAGAUGGGAAGUUAAGCAGUUUCUUUUCUGAGCAUCAGAGUGGAUGUUGUGACUUGAUCUUCUCUGGAACUUAAACAGUCAAAUUUCCUCUCUUCCCCGCACUUACAUAAAUUAGGAACAGCUGGAGGCCUUGUGCAUCUGAUUAUAAUUUCUGUGAAAUAAUUUGGCUCCAUUGCAACAGUUGAUUGCAUCUAACUGUAUUCUACCCAUAGAAGAUCCACUGAGAUUAACGGACCUAAGUUGGUUAUGUCCAUUAAUUCUUAACAUUAUUUACACCUCCAUCAUUAAAAACAUUCAGGAGGAAUUUAAAACAUUCCUGUUCAUCCAGGCAUUUGAUGUCUGAAAGAUGCUCUUCCUGUCAACCUUGAAAUUAUUAGAGGUGAGGAUAUGUGACUGUACUUAAAUAUUUGUAGAAGUUCUUAAUGCUUUAAAUAUUAUUUGAUUUUUUUAAUUGCACUGUUUUGCUGCUUUGUUGUUUCCUGCCCUGAGCAACUUUGGAAUGGAAUGUAACAAAUGAAUGAAUGAAUGCAAUAGGUUUCUUCUGAAUAUGCCUAACACAGGAUACAAUCCUGUAUUUCUAAGAGCAAAUGACAUAUCUUUCAGACGUGAGUGUCUCCGCCAUUCAUUUUUAUGGGGGGGAAGUAAAAGAAAAAAGCACAUUCAGGCAUGGGGUGCCUGGUGAACACAGCCCGAGUGCCUCUUCUCAAACAUGUUGCAAGAUUUCAACUCUUGUCUUAUAGAAUUCAGUAGAAGCCAAUGACUCAUUGCCAACUGCAGGGCCCCGCCUCUUCAUUUGCAUAUUGCCACCCUGUAUCUUGCUGUAGUGGAAUCUUGGAAACACAAGAACCCUUUUUUAAAGCAUUCAAACUGUAUAUUUAAUGAAUGCUCAAAAGUAGAGAGUGGCAGGCUUUUUGCCUCCCACUAUGUGUACCCUUGAAUGCCUGAAUGGGGCAUUUAUAUCUAGAUGCAUGAAAGGCUGUAGCCCGUGCAAACCAGAAACUGGUCAAGGGCAAGAUUUCCAUUCUCACCAACCAAACUAUCUGCAUGUCAUACACAUGGGGCUCUUUCCCCAUGUGUAACAUGUAAAUGGGCAGUGCUGGAUUUAGGGCUGUGUGGGUUAUUCUCAUGCACAGGGUGCUGAGCCGAGGGCGUGCAAAAUUGAGAAGAUCCAUCACUGAGAAGAUCCAUUUCGGGAUGCCAAAUUUUGGCCUCAUUCAGGGCAACAUGCUACCAAAGAUUACCCAAGUCCGCCCCUGGCAUGGGGUGGGACACAGCCUUUCUGUACACUCCAUGUGACGCAGAAGAAUGUUCAGGGGCUACAGAUCAGUGGCAGAGAAUAUUCUUUGCAUGCCAAAGGUGUUUGUAGGUAUAAUCAAAAUUAAGACUGUGGCAGCAUAACAGAGGCAUUGUCAGGUAUUCAGGUUACCUGGUUUUGGCCACAUGCUCAAUCCUUGACCAAAAUAAAAUAAAAUUGUCAGCUCAAAUCAAAUGUCCACAUGGUGAAGAGGUCACCUGGCCAUUCCCUCACCAGCCUAGAUUCCACUGUACACAUUACUUCAAGAGGAAGCGGCAGACCCCUCAGUAUCCCAGUUUGUCUGCCUAGCAUCUGCUCCAGAAGCACAUUGUCAUGAAUUCUCCGCACACAUUCAUCUAAAUGUUUCCUUGAAUCUGCAAUUAUGUCCAUUGAUCCCUAGCAAAGAUCACAGUUUAGUGCGCUUAGUAAGAGAUGAAGCAAAGACCCUUCCUGGUCUUGUUUCUCUAAAUUAUACCUUCAUCUUCCAGUAUCAUGGUGGGUUUCCAAGAGGUUCAUGGGGGAAAGAACAGUGCUCUCAUAAACUGAUGGUGUACCAGACCAGAUAGAUUUGGUAUUAGAAAUAAAAGCUCUAUGAAUCUCAUCACACUAUCCUGUGUGACCAGUUUACUGUCUAGAUUCUGAAAUCUAGGAAUCAGAAAGGAGUCAUUUCUACAGCCAGAAGAAAGGCCACUUUUUAGAAGUGACAGCAAAGUAUGGGAUGUGGCAGAUUAAAAAAAAAAAAAAACAGCCCACAAGUCAAGCUUCUAAAUUAAUCAGUUUCCUGCAAGAAAGCAUACAGGAAACUGGAAUGUUACUUUGAAAUUCUAACCACAAGCGCCUGUGACAUUCACAUUCACCAGUUCUCCCAUUCACUGUCUUGAAUAAAUAGCUUAGCUUCCACAUUUUCGUUGUUCCAAAAUCACACAUGACGUUCUUGAGCACAAGGCCAGUAAAAAGUUCUUCGCUUGUAGUCUAAUCUUAUUUUAUCACUUGCUCUGGAAAACAAAGUGCUGCAGUCCAAACUUGCACCACAAUGAAACUGCAUCUGAACAUGAACUAUAAACUGUAAAACUUAAUACUGUUUAAGAGAUGAUGGUUGAAUCCCUACUGCCAAUAUACAUGUCACUGAAAUAGAUCUAGCAAAUGUUGCUUCUUAAUUUAACCCUGAUUGAUUUGGCAUAGCAUUUCAAUAGCUGACAGUAAUGUGACUAAUGCUGUAAAAUUUACCUGAGCAGACAUGCACAGGACUGUGCUGUAAUUUACCUAUAGAAAAGAGGUAGUGCAAACCGAUGUUUUCUCCCAGGAGCAUCCAAGCCACAUCUUUUCCAUCGCUACUGCUUGAGUUGGUUGGGGACUGGAAUAUGCUGGACAGUCUUCUUAAUGCAGGCCUCUGGGCCAUUAUUGGGUUACAAGGAUUACACACAUGAAGGUGGCAGAUGGUUGGUGGAAGGACCUGAGUGAGAGGCAGGGAAGGGAAAAUAUCCCAGGGUGAGAGACUAGAAGAAAGGAAAGCUCCCAGGUGAGAACUGUAAGUGUCCACUAUCUGCAAGUGUCAUGGGUUAGGAGCUACCUUUGAGAGAAGAUUCUAUGUAUUCUUUCUUUUUUUUAAGAUUAGUUUCUUUUAUCAUAUUGUAUUAUGAAAAAGUGUUAAUAAAAUCUUAUGGAAAAAAUAAUAACGCAAGCCUUUACAACUAGUCAAAUAAACUGGGGAGAGCAGCUGGUGGUCAGUGUAGACCAGGGUCUGGAACUGGAUCUGGCCAGAGGGUUAGUCCCAGAACUACAUUGACAAGUGAGCUUCUUAUAUGCAUUUUUAUGCAUGCUUCCCCCAAUACACUAUAUGCAUUUCUGUACACAUUUUUGGGAUGCAACGCUACGUCACAAAAUUUGGCCAAUUUUUAUGGGCAGCUGUGUUUUGGUUCAUGUACUGCAGGUGUGGGAGCAGGAUCCAGUCACCAGGCUGCAACCUGAGAGCACACACAAACACAUCUUCUGCAGGAUGCACUUCCAAUACUAAGUAUGUUCCUGAUUCUUUUCUUUCUUCCUUUGCAGGCACAGUUUGAAUGUGUCUGUGGGAUGUGGAACACAUAGCAGUCAAGUACAACAUUCCUAGAGUGAACAUGCUAGAGGAUGCUUUGUACCAGCCAGGAGAAAACUUCCCGUUUCCUCCUGAGCUGGGACAAACUUCCUCUGCAUGUGACUAGAGGUGGGCAUGGUCUAAUCUGGCCCUCUCUCUCCCUGGGAACAAGAGCAAAGCAGGGAACACACCUCUCCCUCUUUCUGCUCUUCUCCAUUUUGUUUUUCCAUGUGUGAGAAGAAGUGACUGCUUGUUCGCAGUCACUUAGGAACUAACUCUCUUAUGGGAUAGUUCCACAUGUGUAUAUACUUUUGUAACAUAAGUCUGCCUUUAGAGAUCCAACUGUGAACUGAAUGAAUGUGAGUAAACUACUUUUAUGUUGACUUGAAUAAGAUUGUCGUGUUUAUUCUUUUUAAGAGGGACAAUAAGGGAUCUUACCAGGAAUCCUAUAUUUAGAGGCUAAAACUAGCCUGCAACAAGCAAAUCGCUGUGCGUUUAAAGGGGAAUGUUUAAACUCUGCUUAGAUAUAGAACUUGCUAAUUCAAGUUAGGAAGGAUAUCAUUAAAUAAUAUAUCCUCUCCUGCCUCCCUGAACAUUCCCACAUUGCCUUGCAAAGGGACAUUAUCAGGUAAGGAAACACUGGGAAGUUGAAUAAAACACUAUCUGAAUGCAGCCACUGUCACGUUUCUGGCAUUGAUAAUGUUGGACUAGAUGCUGAUAGUUCUUUGUUGAUGGAUUUGCAUCAAGAAACUGCUUCUGCUAUAGUUAUGGUGUCUUGUUUGAAUAUAACAUGUUUAUAAAUGGCAACGGGCUAAAUUUGCCUUCUAAACAAAAGAUUUAAAAUAGUUAAAGAUUAAGUGUAUGAAAGAGCAAUAUUGAUUGCCACAAGGAAACAAAACUUUUAUCUUUUCUUAUCCUUAGAUCCACAGUCCACACAAUUGAUAUCUGCAGGUUUGUUCACAGUGGAAAUGCUGGACAAUCCUUUUCAGUGUGUCAAGUAAGCAGGCCACACCUUGGCUUAUGUAAACUUAGCAUACAAUGCGUAUUCCCUUUCAAAGUACUUAGCUUAUUCAUUUCACACCUUUCCCCCUUAUAGUCUGUGUUUAAAAGCAAAAUAGGCCUAUACACAGUGAUCUUUCAGGGAUAACCUCUACAUUUGCCUCUUUCAUGAAAGUGGUAAUAGCUGUAUUCAUAUGACAGGUUAUUUCAUUUUCUCAGUAUUUCCCUGUUGAUUUCCACAUUAUAUCUGAACUUUCAUAUGAUAUAAAAGCCACUUCUGGAAAACAUAUGAAAUAUAGUGCAUGCUUAGGACUCAUUUCCAUGUUAUUUGAUUCCAGAAAAAAUCUGACGCAGCCCCCUUAACCCAGAAAAUUACAGAAAUAAAGUGACAACAUUUGGAAUGGUUCUGCCUGGUAAGUCCACCAAAGCCUAACAGAGGUUCCUCAGACCUGGAACUGAUGUUAUCACGCUUCCUUGUACAAAUUCCCAGUAUCAUUCCAAAUAAAUUCCUUUUUCUUCUGGCUCCUCACUAGCCAGUCCAUUCCUGUCUUAUAGUCUUCCUCCCAUUAAAUCUCAGUGCUUGUUGCUCAUGAUUGCUGCCUUAUAAAUCCCACUCCUUGUAAAUACAUCACCUAUGACCCAGCUGAAGCUUCUGCGACUCCUUGCUUCUGUGAAGACUCCCUGUAACAUUCUACUUAACUGAAUGAACACAGAGGAGUAUCCACAAUCGGAGUAGAAGUUUUAAAAGCACUGAGCAAGAGUACUUGUCAAAAUUCAUUUCCAAGAGUUAGCACUGUGGCUCACUAAUGCAAUCCUUCCAGUAUGGUUCUUAGCUUUUCUUUCUAUAUAUAUGGAUAGCCAAGUCUUUCCAAAAUCCCUUUAAAGGUGAUUUGUUUGCCAAAAAGGCUUAAUAAUGUUGCUUUUUCGGAUUAUUGUACUGAUUGUGGGUAAGAGUUCCUCCAUUUAUCAAUUCUAUAGUGACUCCAAAUGGUUUUCAUAGACUUAAAGUCUUUCCUAAAUUGUGUGUGCAUUUGGCAUGUUCCUUACUUACGUUAAAUGACUCUUUAGGACAGAGAGCAGACUGAAUUCAAGCCCACUGAUAAAUUAUGUUGUGCCUUUUUUCUGGAAGACAAGGCAAUUUAUACUUUUUAGGAAUUAUGCCUAUAAACAGAAAUGGGGUGCAGUCUUUGAGUAGUUCCCACCAUCUACAGGUAUGAUGAGCACAAUGCAGUCAGAAAGGUAAAUAACUGUGCACUUAUAGCAUGACCUCAAGGAACAGGCCAUGCUGCUCUCUGCUCUGCCACGACACUUUGCUUAAUGCUGCUGCUGUUGGGUUGAGUUACUUGAAAGGACAAUAAAAACUCCAUUGAGUGCAGCUGUUAUCCCUUUCCUAAAUACAGUACUUCAGUUGGGUAGCUGUAAAGCUCCAUUCGUAAGUCAAGCUGUGGUCAAUAUAAUAUUCACAUAUCUUGCCACGCAGGAAGCAUUCAGGAAAAGUGUAGGAGCCUCUUUCCAGUUUGAAAUGUUACUACUAAAUUCCCAUCAGGUAUGGUGCCAAUCCUUUCUCAUUUUUAUAUGCAAGUUCAUAACCUCGGUUAUACUGCUCUCAGCUCCUUAAAAGAGGGGGGGUUCAAUAAAUAGGCUGAGAUCCAAGGAGUUGGGAUUGGCCUGAUGUUUACACACACACAGCUAGUCUCAGAGACUGGAGGCCCUCCGGAGCAGCAUUCUAUGAGUGGCAAGGUUCAGCCGGUAGAAAGGAAAACUAGCAUAUAAGGCUAUUUUGAUCUAGUGUCCCCAAGCAAGAUUUCUGUGGGCCCAGAAAAAGCUUGUAACAUUCUUGUUGUGGGGUGGGAAAAACAAGUAAUUGAUAAGAAAUGCCCCAUCCAGAUGCCAUUUUUGUUGUGCAUUCAUGAUUAUUCUGCUUCUGAUGGUAUUGGGUUGGUUACAACUGACCCCACUUUCUAUACAUUCACUGUUAGGAGUGAGCCAGCUGUAAAUCACACGAAGCAAGUGGAGUUAACUCUUAAUUAAAAAUAAAUGAAAAACCCAGGAUCUGCACAGGAGUGUCAAACCUAAUGAGCACACCAACUCUUCUUCGGUAUGUCUUGCAAAGCAGUUGCAGAGACUGAAGGUCCCCCCCAUCCCACCGCUGCCUAAGUCCCUUCCUCUCCUGGGUUUUUCCCAAGCAAUCUGAGACUGCACCUCCAUGGCUAAUUUCUCCUCCACCCUUUUCAUGCCUCUCCUGGUUCUGGGAGACUAGGAGGGAGGGGAGCUUAUCGCAGCAGGAGCGGGAGACACUCACCAGCCUGACAUCUCUGCCUCUUGGCCUCCCUCAUCCCACUCUUCUGCUGCAGCUACUGAUUCUUAUUCUGGACUUCUCUGUGCCACAGACUCUCCCUCCUCAUUAAGCCCUGUUAUCUUUUCAGCUUCAGACACCUCCCAGUUUCCUCUCUCUGAUCACUCAUCGUCAUCCCUCCACCAAUCCCUGGGGUCUGAGUCUUCUUCCCUUGGGGGUUCCCCAGCUGGUUCUUCCCACCAUUCCUCUGCAUCCAUCCAGUCCCUGACAUCCACACCUGCAAAUGUUUCAAGGUGGACAUUUCCAGUCAGUCCAUGUCCUGUAGCCUCCUGCUGAAAGCCUGCAACUUUUUAUAACCACCAAUGUUCCACACUUGUUGUUUUGUCCUGCUUUUGAUCUGCUAUACUACCAAUUUGCACCUCCAGAUCGUAAACGUUGGACAACAUUGAGGAAGCAUUGCAGAACAACCAAUAAGGCAGAAUGAUAUCUAGUUGGUCCACUAUAAAUCCACCUCUGUUGCUCCUUGAUUGCAUCAAUGCCAUAUUGCAGAAUACACCCACGCAAAAACCUUCCAAGGACCUUGUUGUGGAAAAACAGAAGAAUUGUUUGGUAGUUCACUUAACACAUCAGUUCCAUUUCAGAAACAAGAGCAAGCAAUUCAAAAAUCCAAAAUUCAAGGAGAAAUGCAGAUAAGGAUUUUUGAAGCAUCCAUGUGCAUAGAAGGCAAAAGAAAACCAACAACUUUAAUGUUUAUUGGUUCUUUGGAACAUUAGGAACUAUGCAUCUCCAAACUAAGCAUGCCUGUGCUGGACUUUUGCUGAUUUUGUGCUGGACUGUGCUGAUUUUGCUCAGAUACCUAUCAGACCAGUUAUGGGCAAGCAUCUUUUGGGAAUUGUUUCUAAGAAAAAGUUUCCAUUGCUAAUCUGGUCUUAGUUACAUAGCUUUUGGUACUGCUGUGAAAAUAAUAAAAUAUGAAGAGAUAACAAUGGGAAUGGGUUUCUUGAGCGUUCCCCACAUGCAGUUUUGAAAUAUUUGUAACUGCACUUCAUGUCAAACACAAUUUAUGCAAUGCAGUCCAGAUCCUACUGUAAAAACACAACUGUGCAUGGUGUGUGUGAGUGUGUGUGUGCAUGUACAUGUUUUAGGAAUGUACAGUGGUGCCUCAGGUUAAGUACUUAAUUCGUUCUGGAGGUCUGUACUUAACCUGAAACUGUUCUUAACCUGAAGCACCACUUUAGCUAAUGGGGCCUCCUGCUGCCGCUGCACCGCCGGAGCACGGUGGUGUUCUGUUCUCAUCCUGAAGCAAAGUUCUUAACCUGAAGCACAAUUUAUGGGUUAGCGGAGUCUGUAACCUGAAGCAUAUGUAACCUGAAGUGUAUGUAACCUGAGGUACCACUGUAUAUGUAGAAAUGUAUAUAGCAGGUAACAGAGCCAAUGGCAUCAGAGUUUGGUCCUUUGGGGAAAGUGUUAGAGAAAUCAGAAGCUUGGACUUAUCUGCCCUACCAACCUAUAUUAGUUUUAUACCACUCUAACUGAAAAUAUCCUAGGGAUAGUAGUUUGUUGCGGCACUGAUAGUUCUCUGCUAGAAAUUCCCUUAUCCCACUCUCAGAACUAGGGUGUGCUAGUCCACACUUCCAUUUGUCCUGCUGCUUUCCCCUGGGAAAACCUAUUCUUUUUUGUGUGUGGAAUCAGAACAUACAUCAAUUGGGUUUUCUAUGGAUUGGAAUUUGCUCUGAUUCAAAGGCAAAGAGCAGGAAAGUGGUGUGGCAAAUGGAAAACUGCUUGGAGCAGAGUCGGACCUUGGUAAUAAUAUUUCUGCUCAAACUAUAAUAAUUCAACAGAUAAAUUGCCAGCUGCAGAUUUCAUGAAAAUAUUGUUGGUGACACGUUGUUUGGUUGUUUUAACUGAGCAAGUGCCCAUCAUAUGCAGAACUAAAAUUCCCAGUAUUUGCUGGGGAAAGGGCUUUAUUCCUUAGUGUAACUAUGUCCAUACUGAACUGGGAAUAUUAUUUUCAUAUUGUUAGAGAGCAUCAAACCAACCUGAGACAUCUUUUCUUUUCUUUUCUUUUCUUUUCUUUUCUUUUCUUUUCUUUUCUUUUCUUUGAAAGAAGUAAGAUGAAUCCCUCCUGCCAGUGGAAUGGAUUAAGAAGGGAAAUGCCUGGAAGACUUAGGAUGAGGUUUGUCUCAGUCGGCCUUCCUAACUUCUAAAUAUUGGAAAGGAAUUAACCUAAUUAAUUCAAAACCAGAUACUACUGGGAUGCAACAGUAUGGGUGAUUUAUUGUCUCUUCUCCCCCCCCCAAACCCCCCCCCCACACACACUUCCUUUAUACUACACAAACCCAUUUUGCUACUGGUUGCUUCCACUCUAGCCAAUUUCUCUGGAAAUGAUACAUAAUUUGAACACUUGGUUGUUCUGGAGGAUCCAGACAACCUCACUGCCUGUCUGAAAUAAAUGGGAAUAAAACUGAGAAGAACUUCAGCCGACUUCUGUAGUAAGCUGUGCAUGCUGGGAGAUUCAGGACAGACAAAAUAAAGUGCUGAAGAACAUAAAGAAAAGUCCAGCUUGCUGUUCUCAUAAUGGCCACCCAGAUGAGGGCUUGUGAAAAGUCCUCAAGCAGGACAGAGGCACAGGAGCACUCCUCCCCUUCUGCGGUUCCCAGCAACUGCUUCUUCCACACAGCACAUCAUUAAACUGGGGAAUUUGCUCCCACAACAUAAAGUGACAGUCACCAGCUUGGGUGGCUUUAAAAAGGGGAUUAGACAAAUUCAUGGAGGAAAAGGCCAAGUCAUUUUAAAACUAUGUAAUGUUAGGACUCUGAUCAGUAGGCGGUAUUCAAGUAGAGCCACUGUUACACUAUUGCAGACCCUCCAAGCAGACCCACCAGGGACAGUCCUGGGCUUACAGAAGCCGUCCCAGUUUCUGAUUUGAUCCUGGAAUGUCCUGCUUUUCCUUAGGGUGUCCCUGUUUUCAUCAGAAAAAUGUUGGCGGGUAUGGAGUUGUGCGACCCCCGAACCAAAGAGAUAAGUAACUAUACAACCUUUAGAAGACAUCUGAAGGCAGCCUGGUAUAGGGAAGUAUUUAAUGUUCAAUGGUUUACUAUGUUUUUAUAUACAUUGGAAGCCUCCCAGAGUGGCUAGGGCAACCUAGUCAGAUGGGCAGGGUAUAAAUAAUAAAAUGAUGGUGAUGAUGAUGGUGGUGGUGGUGGUGGUGGUGGUGAUGGAAUAGGACGCCCCUAUUUUCAUUGGAGAAAUGUUGGGAACACUACAUUUAAAAUGCUAUGAUGCCACUUUUUUAUGUUAACUUUUAUUUAUUUUGUUUAAGUAAGUAGUACAGAAAAAAAGGAAAAAUAGAUUGAAUACAAUCCAAAAAUAUUGAAGGCAAAUAUUACAUACUUAUCAUAUAAUACUCCCCCUCCCACCCACAGCUUCCCUCCGCCACAAUUCAACUUCUUUGAAUCUCUAUUUCCACUUUUAUCUUUGCAUUCUCCAAAUGUAUCAUUCCUUGUAUUUCUUUUAUCUCUUCUCUUUUCCAAAUCAUAAAUAUACUUUACAUUUUUAUUCUAGGCAUAUUAGCAUACCUUCCUUAGAACAAUAUUUUAACAUAUAAUCUUCAAAACAUUUCCAUUCCUUUUUUAAUUUUUGAUUUGACUGACAGCUAUGAUGCCACUUUAAGCAGUCAUGACUUCUCCCAAGAAUCCUGGGAGCUGUAGUCAAAGGGUACUGAGAGUUGUUAGCAGACACCUAUUCCCCUCCCAGAGCUACAAUUCCAAGAGUUCUCUGUGAAAAAAAGGAAUGUUAAACUGCUCUGAGAAUUGUAGCUCUGAGAGGGGAAUACAGUAGACACACAGGACGCCAUCUUUGUUGAUAGCAGGUUGCCUGUUUUCAGAAUCUCCAUCUGAGCAAAGCCUUUUGUGACUUGAUAUGUUCAGGGUCUGCAUUCUCUCGAGAUCUCCAAUUAUGCCAUAGCUGCCUGUUAAAAUGCUGAAGAGCCCUAGCUAGCAGCUUUUUUUCUUUCCUUACCCUUUUCACUCUCUUCAUCAGUGUUCUGGGGAAACAAUUGUUUGGUGUGUUAUAUGGAGAUCAGUUUUGACAGUGCUAUGUUUGCAUGGGUCUCAAUAUAGCUGCAAAGGGGGGGCGGAAUAGCAUUUCAUAGGGAAAAUGAUCUCAUAACAGAGGCCUACACAGUGAGGCUCGUCGCAAGAUUUAUGUUCUGAAAAAUCAAGGAAUCGCGGAUGUUUCAUGCAAGUGUCUCCAAAGCCUGGAUUUAACUGGAUCAUAUCAACUGAGGGAGGAGAAACAGAUGUAUCUCCAGAGCCAGAAAGAAGCAGAGCAGGACAGAAGUGGAGUGCGGGAAGAAAUUAUGUGUGAUGUACACGGCAUCUGAUUUCAAUACGAUAGCUCUUCUGCCCUUUGAAAGUGUAUCUGGAGUAUGCUAUUUGUCCUAAUGCCUAUGGAUUACUUGAUUAUUAUAUUAAACAUGACCCUUCUGUUCCUCUUGGCUUGAGAAAGGCUCACAGCUCUUCUCGCUUUAUGAACAGCAUGGCAAAGUGGAGUCGCAACCCAUUUAUACAGGUAUUUCUUAAUAUCUUCAAAUGUUAUCUCAGUGGGGCUGGUGCUUCACAACCAUUUCCUGGCUCAGAGUUCUGGGGCCCUUCUUUCUUCUUCACUCAUUUGAAUGCUGUCUGAUCCUUGCUUGGUUAUUUUGGUUAUCAGCUUCCAUUCCUUGGACAGCACUCUGACUUCCUUUGAAAGCACAGCUGGUACCAUAAUUAUGUCCAACACGAUGACAACCCAGCUUCCAAGAGGUCUCGCUUGGAUGGCUGCAUUCUGGAUCAGAUUAUGUUUCUGAAUGAUCUGGAGUUUCUAAGUCAUGAUAUCCUUCUCUGACUUUAGAAGUUCCUUGAUAUUCCAACUCUGAAUGACUAGGGAUAAAUCUAGACACAUCAAAGAAGUAUUUCCAUUAAACACGUAAUUUAAACGGGGAAAUCCAGUAGGAAGAAACAGGACUCCAACAGUGCCAUCUGGUGGCACAAUGUUAUACUGCAUAUAAAAAAGGUACCCCUGCCCGUACGGGCCAGUCUUGCCAGACUCUAGGGUUGUGCGCUCAUCUCACUCUAGAGGCCGGGAGCCAGCGCUGUCCGCAGACACUUCCGGGUCACGUGGCCAGCGUGACAAGCUGCAUCUGGCGAGCCAGCGCAGCACACGGAACGCCGUUUACCUUCCCGCUGGUAAGCGGUCCCUAUUUAUCUACUUGCACCCGGGGGUGCUUUCGAACUGCUAGGUUGACAGGCGCUGGGACCGAACGACGGGAGCGCACCCCGCCGCGGGGAUUCGAACCGCCGACAAUGCGAUCUGCAAUUCCUAGGCGCUGAGGUUUUACCCACAGCGCCACCCGCGUCCCUAUACUGCAUAUACAACACGUAUAGAUCACUUUUUCUUUACCAAUCUAGCUGAGUCCUAGCAGUUCAGAGAACGAGAAGGUUUAUGAAGUUAUGGAAGUUGGCCAAUAUCCCAAUUUCUUAUAGUAUCCUGGUGUGUGCUCAGAGCAGGGUCCAAGUUUGGUUGAGAACCCAUGAAGAUUGUUCCACUAGCUGGACACUCCACAUGAGGAUCACAUUCUGUUAAUGUAUAUAUCUGUUUAGAAUGUUGAUGUAUGGACUACAAGGGGAGCAGAGUUCAUUCAGGAAAAUGCAUUGUAAGUGAAACUUUUGCUUUUUAUUAUCUUCCCGUUGUAUCAGUCAUCAAAUUAUUAUAAUACGAGUAACAUUCCAGUCAGUGUCGCUGAUAUUCUGUUUCUAUAGGGGAAAUUCAUAUAGUGCAGCAGAUGCACUACACCAGUGCAAGCAUUUCUCAUCAGCAAUGGCUGAGCUAGCCAGUGUUUAGGCAGGAAGGUGCUUCUCCCCCUGGAAAUUUGGACAGUGCUCUGCUUUUCUUUUUCCGGAGGAGUAAAUGGCAACCAUUUGCUUAAUAGCGGAUGCACCAUUGCACUCAGUAACACCAUUUAAAUACCUGCUCCUUAAUCUUGGCAAGCACAACCAUAGAGAUACCAUGCCAUUUUCACGGAAAAGAGAUGGGGAGGGAAAGCAUGUGAAAAGUGCCCUCGACUAGACAAGGGACUGCCAUCAACAAGAGGAAUUGAGAAACCAAGAGAAGCUUUGCAAACUAAGGCUGCGCUCCCUUUGCUUCUCUGGGAGUAAGCAAACCCCGUUGAACUCAGUGGGACUUACUGCUGAGUAAGUAGCAUUGCCAUGCAAAUACUCCAGGCCAUGGGGAUCUACACAUUCAGAACCAAACCAGAAUGCUAAACGUUUCAUGUCUUGCAUGUGAAUUUUGUUUCACAUUCAGAAGACAGACCAUAAGGUAGAUGCUGCCAUCUAGAGAAAAACAGCAAGAGUUUCCCAUUUCGCUUUGUGAUAGCCUUUUCCUCUUGGGGAGAAUCAGCAGGAACAGCUUGUGAAUCUAGAGAGGAUCUCUGGAGAGGGGCUGCAGCUCAGUGGUAGAACAUCUGCUUUGCAUGCAGAAAGUCCCACAUUCAAGCCCCGACUGGGAGUAACCCCUUGUCUGAAACCCUGGGAAGCUGCUGCCAGUCAGUGUUGAGUGAGUCAAGUAUAAGCCUAUUAUUCCAACAAUGGAUUCAGUGAUAAAUGCACGUAUGGAUGAAAUACCUUGCUGCUCUUUACUCUGUGCAGUACAGCAAUUAGUGGUACCUCGGGUUACAUAUGCUUCAGGUUACAGACUCCACUAACCCAGAAAUAGUACCUCGGGUUAAGAACUUUGCUUCAGGAUGAGAACAGAAAUCGUGCUCCGGCUAAUGGGAGGCCCCAUUAACUAAAGUGGUGCUUGAGGUUAAGAACAGUUUCAGGUUAAGAACGGACCUCUUGAACGAAUUAAGUACUUCACCCGAGGUACCACUGUACCACUUUCUUGCCCCUCAGUAGAUCAGAAAGACCAGCACACAAACAAAGACCAGAUCAAAUAUUUCUGGUGUGUGUUUAUGCCAUUUUGGGGGGGUUGGGGUUUUCUGGGAGGGUGGGAUAAAGGGUGGGGGGUGCAUGGGGUUUUUAACAUUUUGUUUUUAAACGCAAGCAUUUACUCUUAAUUCUCCAGGUUUGAAAGAAGAAGUGCCAAAAGGAGUUCGUGUUAUUUGCUGUGUCGAUUGUUCAGCUGCCUCUUCUCUCUCCCCCCCUCCUUUCUUCAUAAUGCAAAGGUGCUUUGUUUACUCCCCUGUUCUAUUUGAAAGAAAAAAGGAGCCUGCUCAAAUCAAACAGUCACGCACAAAGAAACGAUGGAAAAAUACCUGAAAGACAAGAAAGAAAAGUGGGGGGGAUUUACCUUGUCUCAGGCUAUUAUGCACACAUACAGAUAAAUAAACAGCCCACUCUGUUCAAAGGAUGAGCACACAGACUAAGCCUUAAUGGUAAAAAGGAAUCUUUUUUUAGAUAGAGGCAGUCUCCCAAACUCUUAUUACUGGCAACAAUUCUUGGAACACAGCCAGGGUGACUUAUUAUGAACUACUGGAUUCUGUGUGGUUUAUCAUUUACUUCCUGGGCCUGCAAAUAGUUCUAUAUCCACAAAUCUUUACAAACAUUCAGGACAUCGAUUUCAGCAAAGCUGCUCGCAUCUUUAGAGAUUAACAUGUGUGUUUUCAGUGCAUUUUAAGAGUUGCAUCCACGCUGAAUGAGCCCCACCAGGGGAAAGUAUAGAUGAGAUGGCAGCAAUUUCAUGUCGUAUUAGGGGUUACUUCACUUCAGUUUUAGUUAGAAGGGGAGAUUCCAUAAUAUUUGAGAAUGUCCUACAGUGCAUUGUUUAAAAAGAAAAGAAUAAUCAACAAGUGCUGGGAGAGCUUCCAAACUGAUCUGGGAAACGGAUUGGCUUCCUAUCAUUUGUAAGGCACAACCCAAGAACAUUCUUCCAGUACAAAGCAUCACAUGAUACUCAUUAGUAGGUCCUAUGAAGUCUCCAUGCACCUGUGUUAUUGUGAAUAUUAAUGGAAACAAGGUACAGUGGUACCUUGGGUUAAGUACUUAAUUCGUUCUGGAGGUCCGUUCUUAACCUGAAACUGUUCUUAACCUGAAGCACCGCUUUAGCUAAUGGGGGUCUCCUGCUGCCGCCGCUCUGCCGAAGCACGAUUUCUGUUCUUAUACUGAAGCAAAGUUCUUUUUUUUAAAAAAAAUAUUUUUUAUUAACCGACCAAUCAAAUCAAAUCAAAUCACAUCACAUAAAUUCCGAAUUACAAAGCCGAAUUUUAAAUUUUUGUUGAGGGGACCCAUAUUUCAAGUUCCAAAGGGGGAUUCCGAUCAUCUUCUUGCUACUGCGUUAAUAUCCACAAAUCAGUCCAAAUAAUCCUCAUAAUUCUAUCCAGUCUUAUCUUGCUGUUUCCACAUCUCAUCUUAUUCGUAUAUUUUCUUCUUCUUUCCUUUAUGAUCUCUUCUGAUAAUCUCCUUAAGCAGACAAACAUCAAUUAUAAUCCUGUGUGAAUUUUUCCGUUCGUCCAGUCCUCAUAUCAAGAUGGUUUCCAUAUAUCAUCGCUUUCAUAAAUAACAUCACUCUUUCCAUCCUUAAUCUCGCAAAUCUGUCGCUCUUAAGUCCCUCUGAGGAGUCUCACCCACAAUAUAAAAACAGCUCUUUUCCUCCUCCCAGACUUAAGUCCUCCGACAGAACUUGCCAACAUGGCGAUGGUAUUUUUUACUGCGUCAUUCCAAAGCUCUUAUAGUUUCCACGAUCUUCUUGAAACAUGCUUUGGUUAGUAAAUUAUCUCCACACAGUCAUAAAUUCACAGCUUAAGUCAUUUAAACGGCAUUACUAACUUGUGACUUGUGGGGGGUGGGAUUCUUGGUUAAUCACAUAGAGAAAAGAAAGGAAAGUUUUUCCCCUCCCCCAUCCAGUCCCUUUGCCAUACCGAGCCUUGGUGGGUCUUCUCAUGAUUUAUUCUUGUUCCUCCAACCCGUCUUGUUUAUCAGAGAUCUCUUCAGUUAGCAGUCUUUACUCCCCCUUCUUCCUUGAAAUAUGUGCAUUCGCUUCCUCCUAAUCAUUUCUUUUGAAGUUGCUGCAAACUAGAGGCGUGGAUCAGAGACAGCGUCCAGGAGCGCCGAGAUCCACAGGAGGGCUUUCUGCCUAGUGCUCCCAUCCCCACAAAUUUGGGGGGGUGGUAUCGGGCACAGCAGGCAAGGGCAGUCCCCCCACACCCUUGAGGGGGCAGGGAGGCUAUUUACUCCCAUCACAGCCUCCUAAUUACCUCGUGUGGGUCGGAGAGAUGUUAUUGUCAGCCAUCUUCCGAUGCGCCCCUAGUAGCCCCUCUGGAUUGAAGCAAAGUUCUUAACCUGAAACACUAUUUCUGGGUUAGCGGAGUGUGUAACCUGAUGCGUAUGUAACCUGAAGCGUAUGUAACCCAAGGUACCACUGUAGAUCUCAUUGGUUUCUUUGAGACAUACUUAACCUCCCAUUUAAAUCAAUGAAACACAAAACAACAGCGUAAUCUUAUACAUUGUUUGGGGGGGGAGCAUAGCCCUCCAGAUAUUGUUGGGCUAGCACCUGCAUCAGCCCCAGCCAGCUCUGGCAGUGGGGAGAGAUAAUGGGAGCUGCAGUUCAUCAACAUCUGGAGAGCCACAGAUUCCCCAUCCUUGCUAUACAUAGAACUGGUGCUUGUAUGGAACUUUUCCUAAUUGCCCAAAGAACUUCAUGCACAUAAGCUUAAGAACAUUAGGAGAGCUCUGCUGGGUCAGAUCACAGAACUAUCUCUAGUACAACACCCUGUCUCCCACAGUGGCCAACAUAAUACCCCUGGAAAGUCCAUGAACAAGGCAUGAGCACAAUCGCCACCUCUUGCUUGUGUUCUCCAGUGACUGGAGAAGCAAAACCUCAUCUGAUCCUGGAGGUAUUAUGGCCAGAGGCCAUUGAUAGUCAUAUCCUCUAUGAAUUUGUCUAAUCCACUCUUAAAACCAUCUGCAUUUGUGACCAUCACCACAGCUACUUGUUAGGUAAGCCACUAUUAUCAUCCUGAUCUUAUGGAUGGUGGAUUGAGGCUUUCCUAAGGCUAUCUAAUAAGCUUGCAUCUGAGCUGAGAUCUGAAUGCAGGGCUUGGCAGCUGAUAUCCCACUCAUAUGUCUGCUAUUGUUGUUGCUUAGUCGUUUAGUCGUGUCCGACUCUUCGUGACCCUAUGGACCAGAGCACGCCAGGCACUCCUGUCUUCCACUGCCUCCCGUAGUUUGGUCAAACUCAUGUUGGUAGCUUCGAGAACACUGUCCAGCCUGCUACGCUGUGCUAAUAAUGCAAUGUGUCAUGUUCCAUGUACAACACACUAAUUUUUGCUCCUUUCCCAACAUGAGAUCACUGCAUGGACAUAUCUACUAGCACAUUCUCGUGCUUCCACAUUUCUGUCACCUGAUACUUCUUGUAUCAUGAAUGCAUCUUCCUACUUUUCUACAUCUCAAAUGAUUUAGGCCUCAAAUUUGCAACUAGUGAAUUUCAGAAGCCCCAUCAUAUGACUAAACCCAAGACCUCUGACCUAGAUUUUGCCUCGAUUUUACAAGAUUGUGCACAGAUUGCCUUUUAAUCCCUCGUUGCCAACAAAGAAGAAUUGCUGCUUAUAUCUUGUUGCUGCAAACUUAUCUUUAAAGUCAUGUCUGGAGAUAAUUCCUGGGGAGAACAUCAGUCUACCCCUGGUUGGGUGAAAUGAGAGUUGCGAUGGUUGCCAGCCAGGUCGUCACCUGGUGGUAUUGCUUUUAUCACUAAAUACGCCAGUAUGGUUGGGCAGGGUGGCUGAAGAUACGUUCUUCUCCCUCCCCAGCAGCUGUGUCCCUCAGGACUUGUAACUUGGAUCCAUGGCAGCUAUGGGAGGAGAAUGUAGAAAUUACAUGGCAUCUUUGUGUCCUUAGGAUAUCAAUGCCAAAGGAUGAGACUAGUUCUGAGCCAUCUUCAGCUUUUGCUGCUAAUGAACAGAGCAUGUGAAGAAUAAAGGUCUUGUUUUUGAGGGAGGGAGUGCAACUUAAUAGGAAAAUCUGCUUUUCAUGGAGAAGGUCCCAUGUCCAAUAUUCUGAGGUAGUACUGGAAAAGACUCUGUGCCUGAAACCCUGGAGAGCAACUGCCAGUCAGUGUAGACACUACUGAGAUAAGAUGGAUCAGUGGCUUGACUCAGUAUAAGGCAUCUGCUGUUUUUUUCAGAGGCUUUUGUAGAGUGCCUUUGAGCUUCUCUUGGCUGUAACACUUUACUGUCACCAUGCUUGAUUAAGAAUCCCAAUAUUGCAUAUAGAUAGAUACAUAGCUUUAUCCUACUCUGGGUGUAUAAUAUUAUUUAUCUUAUUAACUGUUACAUUUAUUGUUUGGAAUCCAUAGAAUUCAAGCAAGAUUUUAAAAAUGAGUUAAGAACCAGGUACAAGUGAAAACAAGAUCUAAUAAACGUAAUUUCUACAGAACUCAUCCAAUGUAACUAUAAAAAGGAUAAAUUCUCCCCACCCUACUAAAGUAAGGUUACCAGAUGUCCCCGCUUCCCGGGGACAGUCCCCGGAUUUACAGCUUUCUCAGCAUUCACAUGUACAUAGCAAACAAUAAGUGUCCCUGGAUUCAUUGAAAAAAAUCUGGUAACCUUACACUAAAGAGCACCACAAACAAAGCUGCCAUAAGAUCCAAUUUAAGAACCCUAAGCCUGGACGAACAGAAAGGUCUUAGCCUGGUGCUGGAAAGUUGACAGUGAUGGUAUCAGUCGCGUUUCCCUGGGAAGAGCAUUCCACUACAGUGGUACCUCGGGUUAAGAACUUAAUUCGUUCCGGAGGUCCGUUCUUAACCUGACACUGUUCUUAACCUGAAGCACCACUUUAGCUAAUGGGGCCUCCCACUGUCACCAUGCCGCCGGAGCACGAUUUCUGUUCUCAUCCUGAAGCAAAGUUCUUAACCCGAGGUAAUAUUUCCGGGUUAGCGGAGUCUGUAACCUGAAGCGUCUGUAACCUGAAGCGUCUGUAACCCAAGGUACCACUGUACUGGGAAGCUACCACUAGAAAACCGGUCACACCUCCCUUAGAGGAGGCACAUGGAGAAGGGCUCCUGCUGAUGAGUGUCUAGUGUUGUGGGGGUUAGACUACACAUUUACACCAAUUCUGUGAUAAUUUUCAAAAUUCUAAAUAGCAGCUGGGGGAAUCAAGAUUGAGGCCAGGAUUUAACCCUUUUAUGCGUGCGCACACACACACACACACACACACCAUGGUCCCAAAGAAAAUCUCCACCUAGGAAAUUGUUCUAGGAAGGGAAAUCCUAUGAGUGCCAAUGGAAGUUCCCCACUACCCGCCCCUGAGUGAAUAGUAGCUUCAGAAUAGUUGGUAACCCAGCCCAUGCUCACUGCAAUCAUGCAAUUAAUGUCACAUCUAGUUUAGCUCUUUCACCAAGGCUCCCAACUCAAUUGAUCUGAAGCAUUUUGGACUUAAGCUGAUUUACUUCUCUUGGUUUUCUUCCCAUAUCUUGAACUCUGCUCUUUGGUCACUCCCCAGCCCAUUGUUGUCCCUGUCAGCUUUGAUUAGCCACUGACCUACACUUUGCUGGUGUUUGUGCAGACCGGAGCAUGCUGUUUGUUUUUUAGAAUCUAUCAUGAUUUUGCCUUCCUCCACGAUGAUAAACUCUGCAUUUCACUAAUAGAGCUAUAAAAAUUAACUAACCUAACUUUUAUUAGCUUGUUUGUUUCAACUACAAACGUGGUGGGACGAGGUGCACCCUUGACCUGACCCCUUUUUGUCACUCCAAUCAUGUGAUCAUGUAAACAGAUGUCAGUACCAAUGUCUAAAUACCAUUUAGGAAAAGGUAUGGGGCAAUGUUUUCUCUUUUGUGGGCCAAUCUUUCUUAGGAUUCAUGGUCCUUCAUGAAAUGCCAUUUGGCAAGAUUUUAUUUAUUAAUUAAUCCACUGUAGGGAAUAGGUCCAUCCUUUUGGUAGACUUCAACACCACCUAGGAUGAAGAUUGACAUAAACCAAGUUCAGAGUGAAUAUUUGACUCACAGUACAAGUCAAGUUUUCUCCUGGGUUCUCACAGGAAAGGACAAGUGUGGAUACCAGCACAUGGGACAUGGUUUAGCUUCAGGACUUCCCUGAGACAUCAUGCCACUUGAGGCAAGAUUUUGCUGCCCAUCCCAUGCCCAGAUGUCAAGUGUCAUUUGAAUCUUAUUUCAAUGGUGGCUAGGAGAUAGUGUCCUCUGUCUCCUAGAGGACCUCUAGGAGGUCCUCUAUUAUAUCUGUGGGCACCAGGCUAUUUUCAAGGGUGCAGGCAAACCCUGCUCAGAGUGAAGUGCCUGGGGAACUCAUGAGAAACAGCCAGGGAGUUGGCACCACUGUCCUGCCACAAUUCCCCAGAAUGUCCUACCCAAGGCAGCUGCCUCACUUUGCCUAAUGGAAGUGUGCAGAAGCUUUGGCCCUCCAGAUGUUACUGGACUCUAUCUCCCAUCAUCCCUGGCCAUUGGUCAUGCUUACUGGGGCGGAUGGUAGUUGUAGUUCCGCAAGAUCUGAAGGACCAAAGUUUCUCUACACCUAGCCUUAAUGGUAGAGCCAUCCCUGUUCAGUCUUGUUCGCCCCACCCCAUACUUUGGGGAAGCUGUUGGCCUUUUAAUUUUUCAAGGUGCCAUAUACACAUGUGUGCAUGUAUCCAUUCAUUCAUUUCCUUACUAAGUAAAAAAGGGAAAGAGAACUCUUCUUAAAGAGGGAUAAAAAUUCUAGGGCUAACCUGGAAUGGCUCAUCUCAUACCUGUCAGCUGCCCCAGAAGAAAAAAAAAACAGGACAUCUUGGUUUUCCCCUCAAGAGCACAGUGGCCAUUUUAGACAUCUUGCUCUAGCACAAUUUUGGGCCAAGAUUUCACCCUGAAAAAAGCGUGUUUUGUUCCAUGCCCCCAAAAAGCACUUUUUCAGAUCCACAAUGUCACUCAUGUCGCAUGACUCAUGCAGGAUUUUGAACAUGUCAACUGGUUGGGUCAGAGCCACAGAAAUAGCCACACUGGCAGCAGGAGAAAUUAGGGGAACUUGCUUUGGGGGAAAAAUUCAUAUUAGGCAAAAUUGUAUUCAGAAACGUGUGCAUUCAAAGAAAUUCACACUGAAAUGCUAAUUAAAUUUCAUUACAAAUAUAUAUAUAUAUAUAUAUAUAUAUAUAUAUAUAUAUAUAUCACAAACUGGUCUGGGAAUGUGCAGGACUGAUGACUGGAAAUGUGAGAAACAGAAACAAACCAAAUUUGACAGAUUUGUCCCUCCCUAUUCAAGACACUGCCUUGUCAUGAGAUAGAUGGAGCAUGGUUGUAUUAGGAUGGUUGAGGAGACACCCACUCACCUAGGUUGAAAGAACACCAUCUGAACAUUCAGACAGCAUGUGAAGGGCACUCUACACAUAUGAGGAACUGUUCCACUGGGGGGGGCUGCAAAGGGCUAGUGUUUCCGAUGAGUAGGAUCAUUGUUUGAGAUGCACACAGUUUUAACAGUUUUAAUUUUCUAUAUACAAUAGUUUUAAUUUUCAGUUUUAAUUUUCUAUAUACAAUAAAAUUCUACAGUUCACACUGUGCUCAGCAUAGAUUUACAAAAUAAUUUGUUAAAAUAUUUUUUAUUCACGGUGUUCUUGAAUUACAAAAGAGGGUGCAAUGUCUCUUUCCUCUUCUCCCCCCCCCCCCAUCAUAGGGGUCUUAAUUUGAAGUUGCAAAUCCAGACUCUGAUGUUCAAACAAAUUGAUCUAUAGAUAUGGGUGGUUUUGCAUCCUAGGUAUAUAUGUGACUUCAAAUGCCAAUGCAAACGGCCCCAUUACUUUUGUAUUAAUAACUGCCCCCCCCCCUUUCUCCCUCACUUGGCGCAGCUGAAUGUCUGUAGUUAGAUGGCUUCUUUCCAGAGAGCAAUGAGUGGGGUCAGAUCAGCAACUAACUUUUUAUUCACGAACAUACCGGCUGACUGAUGGAAAUUUCUAACAGUCUUAAGACUUUAAGCUCUUGGUACAAGGGUUUACAUCAGACCCUUCAUGGAAGGGGAAAGCUAGCUAAUCCUUGAACUGCUAAAGCUUCCCACAAGAAAAGACAAACCACCACAGGAUGGGUUUUGUGUAUUGGAUUUAUUAUACUCAAUUUAUUUAUGAAGGAUAAUAUCUUAGAUCUCAAGGACCAUCGUCGGGGGUGGGAACUCCAGAAUCAGUGAUCUUUGGUACUCAGUGGGUUGCCUCCAACUAAGUCUUACUCAGAGUAGACCCACUGACAUUAACAGGCCUGAGUUAGUUGUCUAUUGAUUUCAAUAGGUCUACUCUAAGUAGGAGGACCAUUGGAUACAGCCCAUUGUAUCUACUUUAAGUGCCAGUUGCUGGCUGGUGUCACUGCCCCAUAUGCAGUUGGCAUUUUUGUUUUCUUAUCCCCUUUUCCAAAAUAGUGUGUAUAUUUAAAAAGAAAAAAGAAAAAGAGCAAGAAAAGAAUGCUGAAUUCUUUGACAUUUUCUUUGAGGAAAACAGACUUUAAGCAAAACAGACUUCCUCUUUAGAGCAAAGAGGCUUCAGUUCAAGGUCUUUAGUCAUUAUUGUCAACUUCACCAUUUUAAAUUUUUUUUGCACAUGUUGGGUUGUUGUUUUGGUAGGCUGGUUGGCUAGUUGUUUCUUAGAGCAAUUCUAACUCUAGCCUGGGGUAGAUCUGAGCUCUGGAGCCACUGGCUCAUCCAAGGCCCAGUUGGCUCCUAAGGAGAACAGAAGCAAGGGUGAGACUGACUCUCUCUCUCUCUCUCUCUCUCUCUCUCUCUCUCUCUGCAGCACCAGCAAAUCAGGCACUCCUUUUGCAUCCAGAUUCAGUCAGCAGGCUCCAAAGCAUGCCAUUCCUUUGGAACAGAAGCUUUCAAGCUACUGAACAGGAUAUAUUGAUUUUAUCCAAUAAUGCAUGAGAUUUGAAAGCUUGCUGUGGGCAGGGAAGUUGCGGUUGCUUCUUUCAAGCAUUGCUCUUUAAAUGGAGAAGUCAAACGAGCAGUAAGCCCAACUCAGAGCACUUGAAAUGACUCCCAGCAUUUCUAUUCAUCCAUACAAUAAUCUCUUGAAGUCUAGGGGUUUCCAAGCAACCUUGACAACACCAGUGCAUGUCUGCAUGAAGCCUCUCUGCCAUUGUGCUUAACUUGGCUUUCUUUCCCCCUCUUUAAUUACGAAUGGGAGAAGCGUCCAGCAGGAGUGUUCAAACAUGUCCUUGUUAAAAUAGUCAAUAAAGGGCGCUGAGAUUUGCGGUGCACCAUAUAUACCAUUACUCAAGAAUAUACAUUAUAGGGUACAAUUUUUCGCUACAAGGCACAGCCUUCUCUUUACCACAAAAUGAUACCUUAAUGUAAAGGUUAAUUGGAAGGUCUGAAAUACAGAUCUAAUCGAUAAUUGGACAGGCUGCCCAGACAUUUGUCAUUGUUAACAAAUACACACAGAAUAAUUACACUUUAAAAUUCUGUGGUGCUCUAUUCUUUGUCAUUUCCCUGUGCAAAAAUAACCUCCAAAGUGUAAAAAAAAAACCACCACUUGGAAAAUCCCCUAUUUGUCAUCAUAUGGGGUUUAAGAUACAAUUGUAUAUAAUCUUUCGUAGGCUGAAAAAUUCAAAGUCUUUACAGGAAGGUUGACUUCAUAGAACCAUCUAAUUUGUGACACCUUAAUUCUCAUUGAAUAGAUUUCCCCCCCUGUAAGUCUUAGGGGGUGAAAAAUAUUGCCCCUCCUUCCUCAAAGCUUUUUGUUUGUUCGUUUUCACUCAGACUAGGCCUCAUUUACUGCCGGAUUUGCGCUGGAUCCUUCUGGAGUACCUCAGAGUUGUUAAGCGACAAUCUAAAAGCCGAUUUAGGAUUAGGAUAGCUUAACCAGGUGAACUGGGGGCUUCACUUUGAUUGGGUAGGAAAGCUAGCACUGUGCUUGGUAGUCCAUCUUGCGAUACCGAAAGGCUUUAUCAACAUCCUGAGAGGAGUGCAUUCAGAAUAGGUGGCAAUGAGAAUCUCACUAAUCAGCGAAGGAUUAUCUGGGGCUCAGAGCUAUACUGCUUCUAAUUCCUUCUUCAUGACGCUGUUCAUGCACUGCAAAAUGAUCUAGUGCAACACCACCAGUAUAAAUAUUAGAUGAGCCUCUUCAGUCUCUUAAUUAGCACUUUCCGAGGGAACUGGGUGUUGAGCAGUCAGAAGUAAUCAGUUGUGAAAUAAUACAGGUUGGGUGGGGGGGGGAGGACAGAAAGCCAAAAUUACAGCAGGAUUUAAAACAGGAUUUACGGUCCUCAACACAGGGUUGUGCACUGUACUUUUCUCAUCUGCUCUUUCCUAUUUCUGAAGUUAAGUUCACUCUAGGCUUGGUCUCAUAGCCUCACGUUAAACCGCACCGGUUUGUCAAAGGCACUGCUAUCAAAUCAACAUGUUAGUUUUGGGGCUUCUGUAAAUGUUUCCUGCUCAUCCUGGAGUGAACACUCCUGUGGGAAACAGGGAAACAUUAGGCGAGUAAAAUGUCAGAUUCUGGCUGCAUAAUCUUCCAGGAUUUUUAGUAUACAUUCCCUAACAGGAGGAACUUAAGCAUCAGGAAGAACUUUCUGACUGUAGGAGCCAUUUGACAGUGGAAUGGAUUCCCUCAGGAGGUUGUGGACUCUCCUUCCUUGGAGGUUUUUAAGCAGAGGAUGGGUAGCCAUCUGUUACGGAUGCUUUGGUUGAGAUUUCUGCAUUGCAGGGGGUGGGACUAAAUGACGCUUGUGGUCCCUUCCAACUCUACAGUUCCAUGAUUCUAUCGUGCAAAAUUGUGGAAUAAUGUAAAAUAUUCUCCAUAGUGUUUUAACAUUCAGUCCCUUUCCGCAGGGAACUCUAGGAAUUCAUAGAAUCAUAGAAUCUUGAGUUGGAAGGGACCAAAGGGUCAUCUAGUCCAACCCCCUGCAACGCUGAAUUGUAGCUCUGGGUGGGGCUCUCAGCACCCUGAACAAACUACAGCUCCCAGAAUUCUUGGUGAGAAGCCAUGACUGUUUAAAGUGACAUCAUAGUGUUUUAAAUCAAUGGUGUCAAUGUGGCCCCAGUUAAAAACCACCUGCUGUGUUUAGGAUCAGAGUCCAAACAUCAAAUUAAAUGUCCUUAGAAUAUUAUUAUUUUCAAUCCCAUUUUUCCCUACACGUAUUUAAAUACAAUGUAAAACCACUCUUCUAUAGAGCGCCAAGAGAAGUGUAUACAAAAUUAACAUUGUGGCUUUUCUCCUACACAGAGUUGUAUUUGAAUUGUCACCACUGUUGUUUCUUUCACUCAGGAAAACAAGCAUCUUCUUCACCAACGUGUUUCACUGCACACAUUGUCAAAAUGACAGAACAAGAUAGCUUUAAUUAGUUAACAUCCAAUUAGGUCCAGUAUCUGGAAGACCACCAACAGCGUGGAACCACUCUUGCUUUCUCAGUUGUUUUAGAUCUUACAGCCUCUCCUGCUCUCACCUUUCAUGCCUCUUUGAACAUGAUGCUGACAUACAAUCAUGCCUACAAACAACUGAAUUCUGAAACUACUUCUCCCACCAAAAAAGAGCAUGUCUGCAUUUGACGUCCCUCCCCUCAUUUUGCCACUCUAGAAUAAAACGAUCCCGACUGUAAAAGCUGGUUUCAGAAUAGAUCUCCACACAUUUUAUUUCCUGAAGCACACACUAGUAAGGUAAUUCGGGGACUAGAGUACAAGUGAUUCUGACUUAGUGAUUCUGAUAUUCAACUCAGAGUGACUUGAAGUCUGUUUUUCCAGCUGUUCUUCAAAAUGCCAGUGGUGGACCUUGGGCUUUCAAAUUUCAGUGGCACCCUGUUCAAUGCCAAAAUUCCUUCCUUCCCCACCUCUCACCUUCUGUUCUCCAUCACUGUUGUGGUGCCCCCUGUAGCGCCCUCCCAGCUCAGCUCCCAGUGCAGGUAAACCAGUCACGCUCCCCUAAAUCUGCGCCUGAAAAUGCUUUCUACCUGAGAUGUUAACAUCACCAAAGGUCCCAUAUUGCUGAUCUGGAUAUGAUUUGUUUCAAUAUGUGCUCACACUGAGGAAUGUUUAGGGGAGUUACUGUUUUUACCCCAUCCGUAGUUGACACGCGUUUGUACCAUCACUCUCAUCUCCACACACUCAAAGUUUUGACAGUAAGAGCAGAUGUGGCAUUGCUGAGAAAUACUAGUGGGUGUCAAGUGCAUAUCUGAGCAUGCGCAUUCUGACCACUCUGGAUGUCUGCACUCUGAGGAUGCUCUUUUGAAUUGGGUCCUGUUCACUCCCAUGAUGAUAUCACUACUGCAAGACCACCCACAGCAGCAGAGGUGGCUUUGCAAAGUUGUUCAGACUUGUAUUGGCUUGUAGAUUCCAAUUGCUGUGAAGCUGCUUUGAGAAGAAGAAUAUCCUUCAAAUGUUUUUGUUUUUCUUCAGGAUGACCAUGCAGAACAUCAUAGGAUGUGAACAUCAUGGGAUCACAGAUUUGAAAUACAGCACUGGAAAAUUUGAUAAGUGUACAUUAAAUGUAAGUGUAAACAUACUAUUUUAUUCCAGUUCCCAAAUUUACUUAGUAAACAGAAGUUUCCAUUUCUUUCCAUGGUAUUUACUUCUAAAUAGUUUCCACAAUGCAUAGGUCUACAUUCCCAUGAAGUCCCCAGCACACAGGCCUCUAGCUAUGGAAUAGAGAUUCCCCACUAUUUUAGCUUAAAGGGACGCGGGUGGCACUGUGGUCUAAACCACAGAGCCUAGGGCUUGCCAAUCAGAAGUUGGCAGUUCGAAUCCCCACGACGGGGUGAGCUCCUGUUGUUCGGUCCCAGCUCCUGCCCACCUUGCAGUUCAAAAGCAUGCCAAGUGCAAGUAGAUAAACAAGUACCACUCUGGCGGGAAGGUAAAUGGCAUUUCCGUGUGCUGCUCUGGUUCGCCAGAAGCAGCUUAGUCAUGCUGACCACAUGACCACAGCUGUCUGUGGAUAAAUGCUGGCUCCCUCGGCCUAGAGCGAGAUGAGCACGCAACCCCAGAGUCAUCCGCAACUGGACCUAACGGUCAGGGGUACCUUUAUCUUUGCCUUUUACUAUUUUAGCACUGGGUUCAGAUCCAGGUAAUAAAUGCAAGGCUGUAUACUUUUGUUUCUGUUUUUAAAUUUAAGCUAUUGUGUUGUUAUAUUUGUGACUUUGUUGUUUGAUGUUAAUAACAGUAAGUACUCUCGCUCUAGAAAGGCAGGGCAGUAAUUAUUAUGAUAGCAGAUAAUAAAUAAAGCUGUAAGCCUAACCAUGCCUACUCAGAAGUAAGUCUCAUUGAACUCUAUGACGUUUUAAGUGAAGGUAGGACUGUAGUCUUUCCAUCUCUAGCUAAUACUUCCAAAACAAUACACAUGUGUUGGUUUUAUCAAUUUAAGCAAAUUUAGGAGGAACAAAAUGAGGAAAAUGCAAUUAUAAGUUAUUGUAUAAAUGUGCACUAUUUGAUCUUAGAGUAUGACUGGGAAAUUGCUUUUAAAAUUGUAAUGUCAUUUGUUCUCUAGCUGCCUGUAUGAAAAGCCUUUGCUCAUUCAAGUGGGCUUGCCAUGCUUUCAUGGGAGGGGGAGAGACAGGGAAUAAAGCAAAUAGUUCAGAAGUCAUAUGUCUCAUAUCUACUGCUACUUUCAGAUCCAGAAAGGGGACGGCGUUUAAUCUCACCACCCUCAACAUAUUUCCAGGUAGGCUUCAGAUACCACGUCGGAUGGGCUUCCAUUUCUAUCACUCCCUUAAUGAUGAAUGAAAUUCUCCAUCUAAACAAAUAAGCACUUCAGAGACUUCCCCUUGACAGGGCUGUUAAUCCUAAGAGUCUGUCUUAUCGCUGUACGAUUCAAGGGUUGAAGAUGUACAGUAUCCCCGCACCGCCUGGCUCUUACACAGCUAUGCAUAAAUGCUGACACAUAUAACAAGCAAACUUCUGUUCGGGUGGGUGCUUCUGUUCCAGUGCUUGUAUAGGCACAAACACUUUUUAUCAGUCUCACAGAGCUGUGGCCCUCUUCAUAAUUUGGCCUUGUGAUUUAGACCAAUUAGACCUCCUCAAGUAUUUUGUUGACUGGUUUUCCUUCAGAUAAACUAUUUGAUUGGCUUUAGUGGAAUACAUUUUCCCCCCCUCUCCCCCCCCAACCUCUUUGAAGCAUUGGCGCUAUCCCCUAGAGGUCCUGUGCAGGGAUGGGGGGUGAAAUUCGUUCACAUUUUCAUGUGAGCUUGCUGGAUUCACACUUCCUGAACCAAAACACAGCGAGCCUUCAAUAUCUGAAGCAAAAAUUUACAUGUCUCCAAGUUUUGCAAUGCAGUUAUCCACCCAAAGAACAUCUAGGAAAUGUAAAUGUGAGUGGACAAUGCAUACAGAUGUCCAUACUUUAGUGAAAAUAAUGUACAAAAAAAGAAUUCUACUACAGGAAACUUGCUUGCAAAAAUCCAGUGAAGCUGAAUGUUGCAAAAUUGGAAUAUUCAGGACAAAUAAAAGAUUGCUUCAAACCCCAGAGGCUGUGGCACAACCCAACUUAGGGCCUUUCCCCCAGUCCAAAUUAGCAAAUAAGUACAACACUGGAAGCAGAAGCAAAGCCUUUUACCUCCAACAAUGUUCUUCUAUCCUCGUUGUCAUCUACAGCAAAACUAACCCCAUCAUUUGCCACUGUCUUUAUGUCGGAUUAGUGUAUCAUGCUGUAAGUACUCAAUGGAACUAGCAGGAAUGCAGCCCUCCAAAUUAUGUUGUCUGGCGUGGCCCAAACUAUACAUUGUUAAUAGACAAGGCAGUCUGUCAGAUGACUCCUGUGCCAAACUUCUGAUGAAAAUCACAGAGCACUACCAAAUAUUGGGAAACAAAAGGCCAUAUUUUCUGUUGUUGUUUUUCAUCCCACGUCUAUGGAGGGCAUAUGCAAUAUGAGCUACUGUUUGAAAAGCAGAACAUCGUGUGUUCCCAGUUUAUAAAUUAUAAAAUAUUCAAAAGCACAAGCUCACUCCUAGGAAUUGGUUACACUCCACGGUAUCAAGAGCUGUUUUGUACUCUUUUAUCUCUUCUGUGGGAUGCCUCCUCCUCCUUCUCCUAUCCAGGCUGCUCUUAACAGCAUUACUGCAAAGAAAAUAGAUAUUUGCAUGCCCCAAGAUCUGGAAAGAUUUGGAAGAAAAUAACAUUGCCCCCCCCAAAAAAAGAAUAAAUAAGGAAUGUGACUUGGAUUGAUUCAUUCAUUACUUCAAUCAUCAAGAUGCUUAUCACAGAUCACUAUCCUUAUUAAGGUGUCUUUGCAAUUAUACUAUAGUCACUUUUAUUCCAGGCUCUCAAAGCUUUUUUCAAAUGUUGAUUAAGCCUGGCAACUAUUGUCAAUAACAACAGCAACAACAGCAACCUUCUUUGGCACUGGUGGAGAUAUAGAAAUGAAUAUGGUGGCUUGGUUCAGGGACGGCUAAGAGGUGACUGCAUCCUUCUUUGGUUGCCAGUUUGUCUGCCCCAUAACCCUCACCCUCUCUUUCCUUACCCUUUGUUACACCAUGGAAGGAGCAGCUUCCUACCUGACAGGCAUCCUCCCCAGCAAGAAAUACAAGCUGAUCUAUCCUAUCCCACCAGAAGGAGUGUCUGCCAGGUGAAAAGCAAUGAAUGGCCACCAACUUGGAUGGCUUUGAAUGAGGAUUAGGCAGAUACAUAGACAACAAGACUAUCAAUGGCCACUAUAUCCUAACUCACUGGAUCCUAACCUGCUCAUCCCUGCAGAACUUGGGUUCAGAUUGCUCCCAAAGUGAGAAGCAGUGCCAUAUAUAUGUGUGCUGCUCUUAGACCAGCCUGCCUGCCCCCAAGCCUAGAGAAGAAGUUCUGGAUGAUCUGAAGUAGCAUGCAAAGUACUGCUGCUUCUUUGACAAGCAGUCAUUCUUCAUGCUGGGGAAUGGGAUACAGCAUUUUUCAAUACAAUACUCCCAUUUCCUAUCAGAAGAGAUAUUCUGCAGUCCGCUCUGUUCUUCAGCCUGGGGAGGGGCCCACUGUGUUCAGCCAAGCUGUUUCAUGGAGGAAUUAUGCCAGUGCCCAGAGUUCUAGUUUGCCUAAAUAGGCUGAAGAAGUAGGCUUCGUUCCAGACUUCUGUAUAGUGCUUUCUUCUGCCAUUGUCAACACCAGUGAAGGGCACUGCUUCCAACAUUGAGGCAGAUGUGUUUCGGUACAAAAACAGCACCUACAAUCUAAAGUAUUUUGUUUGCAAUGUCGUAUCUCAGCUGACUUUAUAGCCCCUUAUCACCUCGUUAAGCAAAGAGCUGAGUAUUUGCUAUAUCCACAAAGCAGAAUUUUCAAAUCCAUUGAUCAAAAUGAACCGCAAAUGUUUCUGAAAGGGCUUUAUGCCAAUACAAAUCUACUUUGCUUAGAGUCGUUACCUUGCACUUUCCCAGCACAUGCAUUUUUCUCAAUUGCUCUUCUUUAGUCUAUAUGCAUCUGUUGACUGGGAUAUUUAUCUAAAGGGCACACAAUACCAUCUUGGGCAGCACUAUCAUAUGUGAUGUAACCACUGCACACAGAGACUGAUCUUUAUGUUUCCCUACGCAGGUUAUCUUGGAAGCAGCAUCAUUUGUUGAAUUGCAGCCUGAACUUUGCAAUAAUUAACAAUCUUAUUAUUUCAGAGGUUAGAUUUUUCUGUAUUUGAAUGUGUUGACCUUUUGUAUGGAACUGGUCAGGGUAAAAUGUAACCCGUGUUAACAACUAUUGUAUAAUCAUACUGUGCUGUGCUGAAAAUCAUAGCUUUAAUUGAACUCUAUCCUAAAUCAAAUGGGAUGUGGGUGGCGCUGUGGGUUAAACCACAGAGCCUAGGACUUGCUGAUCAGAAGGUCGGCGGUUCGAAUCUCCACGAUGGGGUGAGCUCCCGUUGCUCGGUCCCUGCUCCUGCCAACCUAGCAAUUCAAAAGCACAUCAAAGUGCAAGUAGAUAAAUAGGUACCACUCUGGCGGGAAGGUAAACAGAGUUUCCAUGCACUGCUCUGGUUUGCCAGAAGCGGGUUAGUCAUGCUGGCCACAUGACCCAGAAGCUGUAUGCUGGCUCCCUUGACCAGUAAAGCGAGAUGAGCACCGCAAACUCAGAGUCAGCCACGACUGGACCUAAUGGUCAGGGGUCCCUUUACCUUUACCUAAAUCAAUCCUUUAAAAAAGUGAAUGGGAGACAGCAUAAGAAGAUAAGAAGAGCCUGUUGGAUCAGGCCCAUCAAGUCCAGCAUCCUGUCUCACAGUGGCCAACCAGAUGCCUGUGGAAAACCACCAAGCAGGGCCUGAGGACAAGCACACUCUCCCCUCCUGUGGCUUCCACAAACUCCAACUAUGAAGGCCGAGCAUGACCAUCACAGCUAGUACCCAUGGAUAGCCAUAUCAUCCAUGAAUUUGCCCAGUCCUCUUUUCAAUCCCUUCAAGUUGGUGGCCAUCACUGCCUCCUGUGGGACUAAGUUCCAAAGUUUGACUAUGUGCUGUGUGAAGAAGUACUUUCUUUUGUAAGUCCCGCAUCUUCCAACGUUCAUCUUCAAUGAAUGUUCAUGUGUUAGUGUCUGCCGGUCAAAAUGUCCCGAGGGCAGGGCUUUUUUCAGGUGGAACUUACUGAAACUCAGUUCUGGCACCUCUCAAGUGGAUGCCAUUGCCAUUCUAAAAGAACAAGGGAGCUGUGUUCUGGCACCUCUUUUUCUAGAAAAAUAGCACUGCCUGACAGGAAAUUGAAUACAUUCCCCUAUUACCAGCAGACACAAGUCCCUGGUGCAGAACCUUCCCAUCUCACUUGAGAGACAAAUGGACAAGUCCCUCCUUUCAACAUGAUGAAGAAUGCUUGCCAGUUGGUGAGGAUAAACUGCCUUGGACCACUGAGUCAUCUAGCUCAGUGAUGUUUGCAGCGCACUGACCAGCAGUUGUUUUCUAGGAUUUCAGACAAGGGCUAUUCCCAGCUCUAGCUGGAGAUGCUAGGGAUCAACCAUGAGGCCACCUGCGUGCAAAGCAUGGGAGAGAGGUCGCUGCACCCCAUUGGUUAUACAUCUCCAUCACAUCUGUAGCUGCUUUCGAGAAUCAAAAUGGUAGCUCUGGUUCUCAUUGUACAUUGUCAGUGCUGCAGCACCGGCAUAGACUGGAGCUGUAGGCCCAUUACAAAGAUCCCAAGCUGAAAUACCCAAGAAAACAAAACGACACCAUUUGAAAUAAAUUAACUUUUCCACCAUCUGUAUCCAUUUCUGCCAGAUCCACUGGGGACACAAGCCUGUAUCUGCAUUGAUUGGAUGAAUUUCAAAGACCUUUUACCUGCUCUCUGUUUGUGCUGCUUCUCAUAUCUUUAUGACAUGAAAUGAACUACUUGGCGCCACAUUGCUGUUAUCCAUUAACCGUUCCUGUUUUCCUAAUCAUCUCAGACUCCAUCUUUCUCUGUCCUAUCUGUUAUUGUCUUCUGAAGAGGGAUGCAAUGUUCCUUUAGCCGGGUCUGGUUUGCAUGACAUGAUUUGUGUAUCUGCCUACCAGAGUUUCUUCUGCGGAGCCCUGUAUAUUAUCUUCUUUCCCCAUUCUCUACCCCACCCCCGGCUUCUCCGUAACCAGGCGAAGAGGGUCAUACAUCUGUAAAAUGACAGCAGUUAUGAAAAAUGGGGGCUUGGUACACAUGGCUCUCAUCACACAGAGACUCAUCUUCCACACCACAGACAAUACUUGUUUCCUUGAGAGGCAGACUGCAGUUAAAAACAGACAAAACACCUAAUAAAUUGCUUGGCCCAUCAAUUUAGCAAUUUAGCAACUCAUCAAAAACAAUGCUGGAGAUCAACAGGCAAAUCAGAAUUGUAGGGAGGUUCCCCCUGCUCCCUAGAAGGUGAAACAUAGAAAAUAUGUAAUUUACCAUCUCUUUUUUCUGUGAUGCUCAGUAUUUAAAUGGGACAGUAAGUUUCCAUAUAAUCAAAGGGAAACCAUGCAAAGGCUCUUCCUAGGACUGAAAGAUCUAAAAAGAACUUCCUACCUUAACUGUGUACACACCAUAAAGCACAUGCGUUUCCCCAAAAUCAUGGGAACUGUAGCUUGUUAAGGACACUGGGAACUGCAGUUCCGCAAGGGAAAACUACAGUUCCCAGCGUUCUUUAAAUAUAUGGUAUGUACACAGCCAUAGUAUCACACAUAACCCAGCCCGGCCCAUCAACAGGCCUUGGAUUUGUUCAUUUCCCCCCACCCUUUCUCCAAGGUGCUUUCAGUUCUUACAACCUUCCCAUUUUAAUCUCACAACAACCCUGAGAGGUAGAUUAGACUGAAAGAGAAAAACUGCCCCAAGUUCAGUGUGCAAUUUGAAGUGAACUGAGGGAAAAAUUGAACCAAGAAUACAGCGGUACCUCGGGUUACAUACGCUUCAGGUUAAAGACGCUUCAGGUCGCAGACUCCGCUAACCCAGAAAUAGUGCUUCAGGUUAAGAACUUUGCUUCAGGAUGAGAACAGAAAUCGUGCUCCAGCAGCACGGCGGCAGCGGGAGGCCCCAUUAGCUAAAGUGAUGCUUCAGGUUAAGAACAGUUUCAGGUUAAGAACGGAACUCAAGAACAAAUUAAGUUCUUAACCCGAGGUACCACUGUACUACACUCUUACCCAGGGGUGUAGCCAGUGCUCAAGACUGAUGGGAGUUGUAGUCAAUGUUAUCUGAAUGGUACUAUGUUGGCCACCCCGUGGUAACUACUUCAACACUCUGGCAUUAUAGUCUCACACUGGAAGCUAAAGUGGGGAGCUGACAUUUUUCAUUGUUUAGAAGCUUGUGUUAACUUCCCUCCCCAUCCCAUUCCUCAGAGUCCAGUUCUGAUGGAUGGAUCCUCCUCAGCCUAAAGGAAAUUACAAAAUCAGGUACAGCAUUCUAUUUAAUUGAUAUUUUAAUCAUUUUAAGGAAAAUUACAAAUGAAUUCUCAAUAAACUGCAAUCUAAUCUCACACUAAGGAAUGGGGUGGGUGGGGAAUUAGGGAUGCUGGAGGAUUCCAUUUGAAAUGGAAAUGAGAGCAGAAAUCCUGCAUUUCAAAUGUUCAUCAGAGGUCAUGAAUGGAAAUCAUACAAGCAAAUACCAUCAGUAUUGGCAGUAUUGCAUAACUGCCAAAUAUAUGCAAGAAAGGAUUUAAUUUACUAUAUUAUUUUUGAUGUUUGACUUACACUGAAAUGCAUUGAAAUUAAUCGUGCAAUUAAUUUCAUAAGUUUUGCACAAAGUAGAUAAUAAGAGCAACAACAUAGGUUUUAGCAGAAGCGGAACUGCAGCAGAAUGGAAACAGCAGAGAGUGAGAUAAACCCAGGACUGGAUGUGCCUUGCUAAACAGAUCUAGUAAUAUAGGGUCAAUAAUAAAUGUGAAUAUACAGAAGUGGAGACAAAAAAAAUCCAGCCCAGAAACUCUUACAUGCUUAAAUGUAUAACAGUGAAGGACUUGGAGAAUCAGGCACAAGUGCACCACAGUGUGUUUUGACAUGGAAGUGAAGGCAAGGGAUGGGAUGCAAGCAGCUGAGAGAUGCAGUCUUUGCAAAUGAGAUCUCCUCUCUUCCAUCUUAGCUUUGCUAGUCUUAACCACAAACCAGGUUUCAUAAAACCAGAAACGCUUGGAGCAAAACAAAUUAGAUAUGAUACAGGGAGCCAUAUAGCCAUAUUUGUUCACACACCUGCCCUGAUCACAUGUUUAGAAAUGACCUGAUAGGUUCUAUUUUUUAUGACCAAAAUAUGCCAGUUGGUGAGGGAAGUGUAAUUCUUCCCCAACUUUCUUCCCCAUCUUUCAUCAAUUAUUUUCUCACCAGCUCAGCUGACUUCUAAAAUCAGGCUAGGAGAACAGUGAAUGUAUAACUGUAAUUAGCUCUAAUAUGUUUUUUCUAGAAAUAGAAGAAUAUAAAUAUUUUUAUAAAUAAAUACAUAUGGUUUCAAAAGGAUCAGCUGAAAAUCCUGCCCUUCGGUAUAUUCAGAAUGGACAUGUACACAUACCCCGGUUUGGUUUUCAAAUGCUUUGAACAGGUCCUGUCACCUUUCACAUUGCACUUCUUCAGAGAUUUAUGCAUUGCUAUUGAGUGACCUCCUGUGGCAGAAGCUUGGAUAUACUUCAGAGGCAACAGCAUUAUUCAUUUUUCUCCAAAUAUGCAGAGGUAUUUUCUGGGAAAUAGGGCUCAGCAUGGAAAACUGGGAUUCUGCAAACGAAUCAGAGUGCAGAUGAAACAAAUUCAUGCCCUUGCUGCCAUAUUCACUUCAUAUCUUCUCAGCACACUGAACUGUGCUAUCUCACCCUAUUAUAGCAAGAAUCAACAGUUUACAAUUUUUGUCCUCGUGAAAAUUUGCCAGCAUUUUACUGUAGUGUGAAAUUUGCAAUUUUGCCUAAUAAGCACAAAGCAAAGCAAUUUCUCCUAAUAAUAUGGAUUUUUAAUGCACACAUUUUUAUACACAUUGCUCUGCUAGAGAAAUGCAUAUCAAAAUCUGUAGAAGCGUGAAUUCUGAUGGAUGGCUGUGUUUCAGUUCUCAUAGUGUUCCAGAAAGGUUGAAUUAGGUAAAUUCAGCUUUCAGUGUGAACUGAAUUCAAUUUCUCCCCCAACCCUGCUCCUGAGAAAACAUCUAUGGGGCCUGGUCUGUUCAUUCCAUUACCUUCAGUAGUUUUCAAACAAUCUAAUAAUGCCCAGGAUACAGACCUUUAUACUGGGAAAUUCAUUUUAAAACACCUAAGAUGUGAAAUGACACAUUUUGGCUUCUGAAUUCAUCAUAUAUUUGAGCUGAACCCCCACCCCCAUCCCAUCAACCACACUUUUAGAAGCAGAGAAUUGUACUCACUGUUCACACUUAACAGUGUGCAUAUGGUACCAACUAUAUUCUUCCCACUAUCUUUAAUAAUUCUAAUUGUGUGUUAAUGAAACUGAUUUUAAACUUCCCAUGUUAUACACACCAAUAAACAGAUACUAUUUUAGGCUCCAAUCCUUACCCUACUUACCUGGGAGUAAGACCCAUUGAAUUCAGUAGGACACAGUAUUGCAGCCUAAUUUCACAUUCAUAAUGGUUGGUUCUCUUCCCUAAUGACAUUCUAGAUUUCUUUUUUCAGAAGAAGAUUUUAUUUUGACUCUGAGGCUGUGCCCACAUUAGCAGCAUAAAACAUAUCUAGUUCUUUUUCUCAUUGUGGAUAGAAGUUUGGGAAACGAUAGGAUAGAUAUAGCUUGUGACUAACACCAUGUGCACACCACUUCCCAAACCAGCAGCGGCAGCAUGCUUCAGGCAGAGUAAACAGGCCUGUUGCUCUUUCAAGAAACAAUCUAAGAUGGUUGGCCAUUUAUUUAAAACUGAGUGAUGAACAGGAAAACUCGGGGAUAGCUGAUCCUGCAAUAUCUUCCAAAAGGAGGCAACUUAGGGGGGCGAAGGCCGUGCUUUCCUUGCACGCGUGCUGAAAGAAAACUUCAUAUGAGAUGUUAGCAUAUAAAAACUUGAAAAAGAGGAUCAUAAAAUAUUCAUUCAAGUCUCCAGCUUUAAUGACAACUUGGUUCCUGCAUUUCUCAAACUGACUCUUUCACAGAUGUUCAUUGAAAAGAAUUCCAUAGCCAUAUAAAUUAUGGUGGAUUAAAUUGCUCGUUUUAGGGCUUGACAAAGUGAUUCCAGGAGCAUGCCCUGGUAUGCACAACUACAAAAAAAAAAGUGGGGCAUGACGCUUCUAGGGAGGAGAGAACAACUUCCUGUCUUUCAGAAAGAGACUUUGUCAUAUAAAAGUUAUGCCUACCGCCUAAGCACCCAAACCAGCUGCAUCCCAUGUGCUGUUAAGGCUCAAGGCUCUUAUUUCUCCUGUUCAAUUAUUGUGACUAUAAAUUGCAAUGGGCCACCUGUGCAAUGCACUCAUGCAGAAUAGUCCCAGAGGAAGCAUUAAGACAUCAAGCCUCAUAAAGCACCAAUCCUUAAAUGUAAAAACUGACACUUUCUUCUUACUUCAGGCUGCCUGUCUCUCUCUGUAGAUGGAGCAGGGCAUCGUUCUAGACGCUUUUGGUCUACUUUCAAUAGCAAAACACCCUUUUGACUUUGAGUGGCUCUCCAGUCCAGCUACCCAACAUUGUUUGACAGCUUGUUUAUUUAAGUCAUGGAUGGACAACUUGUAGCCCUGCAGAUGUUGUUGAACUACAAUGCUCAUCAGUCUCAGCCAGCAUGGCCAGUGGUCAGGAAUGAAGGGUCCAACAACAUCCGGACAACAGCAGCUUAGCCACCCCAAUUUAACAAUACAGGCUGCUCAGUGCUAUUUUUUCUAGAAAAAGAGGUGCCUGAGCUCACCAUGAACUUCUUCCUUGCUCUCUUCGAAUGGCAAUGGUGCCCACCUGAGAGGUGCCGGAACUCAGCUACAGUGAGCUCCGGCUGAAAAAAGCCCUGAGGUGAAAGGAUGUCUACCAGGUACGAAGUGGCUCCUUCCAUAGUGUAAGAAAGGGUAAGGAAAUAAAAUAGUGAGGAAGUUGGGGAGGCCAGACAACUUGGCGACAAAAGAAGGCUGUUGACCAUAAAACAGAUAGGAUUAAUACAGCAAGCUGACUAGGCAACUUUUUCACAUUUCCCAGGGUCACCAGAAAAAUAUAAAAGUUACCCAGUCAGAUUGUUCCUUACAAGUCUCAUAUGGUUGAAAUUUGUUACAAAGAAGAAACCAUCAAAGAAGACUAGCACAUUUGUUGUAUACAGACACUGGCAGGGGAAGAGGAGUGCGGGGGAGCACAUAGCCCCCGGCAGUGCAAUCCCAGUUGGGUGCCACCAUGGCUGCCCCCCCCCGCCCGCGCUCGGCGCCAUGUCCCUGCAGGCGGUGUGCCCUGCCCCCAGGACAUGCACCACACCCCUGUGGGCAGCACGCCCACCCCCGGGACGCACACCAGCCCCACCCCCACCUGCUCUCCACCCCCACCCCCCGGUGCCGGAGCAUGUAGCUCCACCACUGUGUACGGAUACCACCUUUUGUUUCCAAAGUUCACAGUGGCUUACAUAGGAUUCACAGGCAGUGCCCCAUCUUGGCACUGUCUAGGAUCAAUUCUGCUUAGUUUUUGGAAUCAUUUGUCCAUUCCUUUGUUGCUGUAAGAUAGGCAAGAAAUAGUUAGAAGGAAAGAUCCAAAUGUGUGCGUGUUUCUGGUUUUGUUUUUGUUUUUUUUUAAACCAACUUGUGUUUCUGCUACUGCUUAUCCUCUUAGGAGGAUCACAGCAAGACAUUCCCAAGUCUUGUUCUUGUUCUUUGGAGAAACAAUCAUCUCAGGGCUAUGAAACGUGCAGUAGUUGAAGUCUGCCCCAGAAAUCUGUCAUUGCAUGAUGAUUAGGACUUGCUCACGAAGAGUUGGAUUCUGCUACUGUACCCUUGAGAAGCUGCCCUGCUUCUUUGCAAUUCCCACUUCUGCAAUUCCUUCCUGGAGGGAGGGCACGUGUUACUGGGAACUGAGAAAUACACUGAUCCUUCUUGGUACCCUCAAGUGUUGUUCUUGAAGAAGAGGAAGACUCCCAUACCAAUGAUGGUCUUCUUGAAUAGAAACAAAUGGGACGCCCAAUGACAUCUGCAGAUAUCAUCACUAUUGGCUUGUAAAACUAAAGCCGUAAACCCAUAUGCUGGAUUUCUAACCUAAACACAUUUCACAACCCUGGACUCAUUCUCCUCUCACUCUUCUGCUCCUCCACCCACUGCCCAAAUUCAUCCUGACAUCUUUCACUAACACAGUAUUCACCACUGAGGAAAUAUAUAAAGGCCCUCUUGAUCGUUUGCCUCCCAGCCUUUCCCAGCUGAUACUAUUCUUGUUGCCAAAGCAUUUUAUUUAUUUAUUUAUUUAUUUAUUGCACUCCCUUAGAUUGAAAUCUAAGACGGCUCUGAAUUCAGCUACAUGCUACAUUUCUUCCUUUCCUCUCUUUGCGGUAUAAUUAGACCCAAUGACCUUCUAUUCCCAGAUGCUACAAAGUUGCCAAAUUGCCGCCAGCACUUCAUUAUGAUUAUAGAUUGAUCUUGUGGGACUCUGAUAUCUUUCUUACUAUCCCUUUCCUUCCUUUCCACCUUCCUUAGGUUCUUAUUUAGAAGAAACACACAACUUUCUGUAAUAUACUAGAAAAUCGCAUUGUUCUCUGCAGGAAGAUCUAUUUUCAUCUAAAAACUGUUUGUUUCAAGCUAAUAGUUUUAUCACCCUGGAGGGAAAACUGUACAGUGCAAAUUCCUUUGUGAGAUUUGUGUGUUUCUAUUUUCCUUUUCAUGAAGUGCUACACUGGGAAAUAAGAAUGAGCACCAGGAAUUUAGCAACAUAGGCACAACACUGUUUGCUUGUUCUCUUCAUGGUGAGGGACGAGGGAUUAGAAGCAAUUAGCCCCUCCUUUGGUGGGGGACUUCAUUAGAGUUUGUAGCAGGGCACAUUUGUAUAUGUUUUCCCUAUUACCUGCACACAUUUGUUCCUGUAAGAUUAUUUGGUAGCCAUUCAUAAUGAGCUUUGAGCAUCAUUGCAUCUAAUUAGGUGGGGGAAAGGAGUUGAUUGGCAUUUCAGCCCCGCCUUGAGCUCAUUAUUAACUUUCAUUCUAGGAAUUAGUAGAUGCACAAGCAGGGGCAGAAGAACGGGGUGCGGUGGGUGCAGUCCACCCUGGGUGUCACCACUGAGGAGGGUGACAAAAUGCCAGGCGGCACUCACCACGGGGCCUGCAGCGCGCCCAAGCCAUGCAUCUCUCCCAGGUGGCUUGGGUGAGCGCAGGCUCUGCACUGCCCAAACGGUCUGCCUGCUGCCCCUCCAGCUGUAGGGCGGCUGAGUGGGAGGAGGCAGGCAGACUCCAGAGGCCCUGCGGUGUGCCCCGUCCCUAUGGGCAGCUCACCCCGCCCCUAGGCGCAUCGCCCCAGGCGCCUGAGCAGCUUCCUCCACCGCUGUGCACAAGGCUAAAGUCGACCCACCCUUGGUAUUUACUACUCUCUUAUUGUAAGGGGUCUACUGUCUUCCUCUUCUCAAGCUGAGGGACGGUUGUUUAAGUGGGGCUUCUGAUAGGGUAGUACUCUUGGGAUAUAAGAAUCCUAGCAAGCAGAAGGUCUUCACUUGUGUGUUAAUGGCAUUUAAAUCCUGGUGUUUGUUUGGCUGUGGUUUGAUUCCCAGCGUUUGCUAGUCAUGUCAUCGUUAGCUGCGGCGAUGUUGAGAGAUACAUGUUUCUUUGGUCUUAACGCAAGGCGUUGGGACAAGGGCACAGGGAGAGCAAUCAUUCUUCAGUGCAAUUACUCAUGGAACGAAGUCGCUUUGCACAUUUAAGCCAGUUAAUGCCUCUGUAUCUGGUUGUAGCACACCAUCACGAAGUUGCGCUAUAUGAUCUAGGAAGUGGGCUAUGGAUACUGCUUGUCAACAGCAAAUGCCUUCUGAUGCUUUGCUGCCAAAAGCGCUACUGUGUUUUAUAAAAGAAAGGAAAUGGCUUAGAGAAAGUGAAAGAUGAUAACAUUUAUACAUACAGAGAGCGAGCAAGCGAGUGAGAGAGAGAGAAAAAAAUAUUCAUAAGAUGACCAAAUGUAAGACCAUAGGAAUGUAGGAAGGUGCCUGUUAUGGAGGGCUUGUCCACACGUACCUUUCCUCCAAACUUUCCAUGCAUGGUUCAUACUUUAAAGCUCUGUGUCUGAGAGCUCUCUGGUUCACUCAGACCAUUGGUUCAUCUCACUCAGUGUUGUCUACACUACACUACACUACACUGACUAGCAGCAACACUCUAGGAUUUCGGACAUAGGUCUCUGGGGAAUUGGACCCAUGGGCCUUCACAAGGCAGAUGCUUACCACUGAGCUAUGGCUUUUCACUGAGGCUUUCAGCAAAGCCUAGAGUACAAGCAUGGGAUUGAAUGGAAUCAGAAGGCAAUCAAGGCUGCUUCCACAUUAGACAUUAAUGUGGAAUCACCAUGUCUCGUUCAUCCGCAUGUUAUGGGGGCCCACAUUAUGUCAUUGUCCAUUUGCAUUCCCCCCAAUGUUUCUUCCAUCUUUUUCUUACAAAAGGAAUGCAAAUGCAUUCAACACUACCCUUUAUAGGCCAGCACACAUUACUUAUAUCACUUGUGAUGGGGCACCCUGUAGAUUUUUUUAAUCAGUCUUCUAUUUAGUGCUAAAUGGCUUUCUGGCUCUAUUUUUAAUAUAUAUCUUAAACUAUUAAUGAAAAACAGCUUAAGCAAAAAAGUGUUUAGCACUGUUACAUUACACUGUUCUUUUAAAAUGUUGAUAGUCACCACCAUCUUAGCUGUGUACCUUUCUUCCCAAUUAAACACUUCAAAUACAUUGAAAUACAAACAACCAGAUUCACACCAAUCAGGUUGUGGCUGGAAAUAGUAAUGUAUAAAAGAGUUGGAAACAGUUUAAAAUUGGGUUCUCUUCCCAUGGAGUAUAAACACCUUUGUUUUGUCCAGUUGUAAGCUUUGGUCAAACAUACAUUAAUGGGAAGGCACCGUAACUCAGUGACAGACCACAUGUGGUAAAUGCAGAAGGUUCCCUCAGCCUCCCCAUCAGCAGGGGUAGGAAAGAUCUCUGCCAAUCAGAAUAGACAAUAUUGGGAUUGACCAAUCAUCUAACCUAGUAUAAGACCAGCUUAUCAUGUGCUAAGACAAAAUCAGCCAAACUUGUUUGCCAGAAAUAAAUGUGGGAUAAAUAUACAUACUGUGAGCAGCAGCCACUCUUUAAAGCCACAUUUGACUCUUGGAAAGAGCUACUGUCUGCCUUCAGCUGCUGAUAGUGAAAAAAACACAUAGACACAUUCUGGUAAUAAAUGUCACCUCACAUGAAUUUAGCUGAGGAACACAGAAUUUGUCUAGGGGUGGCACCAAUACCCAGUUCUGAUCCCUAUGACCUUAUCUUCUGCUCCAGCAGAUCAGGCUUCGCUAUGUAGUACUUGUGAUUGGGCAGGGAUUUCUUGUGCCAGAUUAUCAAAUCCAUCUCUAAGGCACUCAAAGUCCCACUAGUCUUUAUCAAUGGUGGGGAGGAGGGCAAUUUAGCAACAUAUUUUAGUAGUUCGCUGUGUUCUGGAAAAAAGAUACCGCAGAAUGCUAGGCUUAGGUCAGAAGAACAUGAUUCCAUGAAACUUGUUGGAUGAUGUUAGAAUGACGAUCUAAUCUAUCCAGAAUAUGGUCAGAAGUUACAUAAGGCCACCACCUUGCUGAUGCUAAAGAGGUCUGGCUCUGGUCAGUCCCUGUAUGGAUAACCAUCUGGGAACCACAGGUACAUUGUCUUGGGUUCCAUAAAUGAAGAAAGAUGGGAUAUAAUGUGAGAAAAUAAACAUUUUCUAAGGCAAGGUCAAAGAAGAGGCAGCCCUCCUGGAAGCCACCCUGAGCUCUUUAGAGGAAGGGCAAGAUACACAUGUGAAGAAUACCAUUAGUGCUAACAACAGCAAUAACAAGCAAACAACAAACCCAUCACACACUGAACCAAUCUGCUUCCCCAUCUACUUUACACUGUGGUAUAAUUAGUUCAAUGGAAAAUGCUUCUUGUCAUGAGGAUGAUUAAAGAAAAUAAAUAUACGUUUCUUCAUAAGCCAAUAUCAACAGAGAUGUGUCCUCUCCUGACCUCUAGACACUCUCAGUUACACAUGUGCCAUGAAGUAGAUGCUUGAGACAGAAAUCCUCUUUGCAGCCGACUCCACCUGCCAUUUCCAUCACACAGAGGCAGUCAGUAAAGCUGUCAGUAGGUCCUAGCAUAGAAUGAAAUCAGGAGUUUCAAAUCCAAAAGACCUCUUUCCUUCCCUGCAGGAUGAAUCCCUAUGCUAGAGUCAUUGAGGUCCUCCAGGUGACUCGAUUAUUGAGCAUGCAUUCUGAUGUCGUUCUGUUUGUUUGCUGAGAGUUUAUACAUCUUUCUGUUGAUCAUUUGUUCAUCCCACACUUUUCAAGGCACUGCCACUUUCCUAACCACAAAAAGUCCAUUUCUCUUUUGGCGUAGAUUUGUUACACUAGGUCAAUAGAACACUCUAAUCCACACUCAUUGCACAAGCCUAAACAUACUGUAUGUGCUUGAAUCCCUCCCACAAAGUACUGGAAGUCUAGAUGUAGCCAUAAAGAGAUUCCAAUUGCCUCCUUUUAGCCUUGUUCCUCUCACCAUUAAUAUGGUGUUACCCCCUAGUGAUUACUGGUCCAUGAGGACAAGCAAGGACUGCCCCAUCAAACUCAGAGAGCACCCACCUGCCUACCUCCUUUUUUACAACCAGUCUAGUGGGUGGCACUGGCUGUGAGCCUCCUCCUUGGUCUCAAUGCCUUUGUGGAACUCAAAAGGAGGAAAAGGCUGCAGACAAAACCAGAUUCAGUUGACCUGUCAUGAGAUCUGGCUCUGUCUACUGUUGGCCUCCUUGUUUUCCAUCCUACCAGACCCAAUGAGCACCAGCCUCCAAUGGCUACCUUAGUUCUGGAAUUCCACCCCCAUGAGAUACAGCAUACCAUCCAACAUUUCUCUAGUGAAAAUAGGGAUGUCUAUUAUUAUUAUUAUUAUUAUUAUUAUUAUUAUUAUUAUCAUUAUUCAUACCCCCACUGAUAGGAUUAGGUUGCCCCAACUACUCUGGGUGGCUUCCAACAUAAUAAAAAAAAAACCACAAUAAAACAUUAAACAUUAAAAAACCUUCUGAUACAUGGCUGCCUUCAGAUGUCUUCUAAAGAUUGUAUAGUUACUUAUGUCCUUGGCUCGGCGGUCACAGAAGGCCUCCAACAUUUAUCCAAUGAAAAUAGAGACAUCCCAAGGAAAAGUGGGACAUUCCGGGAUCAAACCAGAAAUUGGGAUGGCUUCUGUAAAUCCAGGACUGUCCCUGGAAAACAGGGACACUUGGAGGGUCUGCUUCAUUGCUUCCCUCUUGGCACACCUCUCAGAACAAGGUCUUGCAGGGAGUACCUGAUGUGUCAGCUGUAAUCCAUGCUGUUGCACUAUGGAUUGUUACUUUAUAUAUUUUAUCUGAGUUGUCAAUUGCUUUAACUGGCUUUUUUCUGGACAUUUUGAUGGUAUUUUAUGUUGCAGCCUCUGGUGGGACCAUGUAUUGAUGAAGCACAGGACAGAAAUUGAAAUAAUAAAUAAAAUGAGAGAGAUUGGGGUGGAGUAAAAUUCCCAUGGUGUGAAGGGGAUUGUUUUGCAAGAUCCAUAAUAUUCCUUAGCCCAACCAUAGUUCCCUCUUUUCUUUUCUUUUCUUUUCUUUUCUUUUCUUUUCUUUUCUUUUCUUUUCUUUUCUUUUUCUUUUCUUUUCUUUUCUUUUUUGCAUUGUUUUGCUUUGUGUUCACUGCCUUUUUCAGCAACUGCUUCCUGGCUAUGUGAUCCAGGCAUGAAGGCUUCAGGUUACCAGUGUGACGGUGACAUGUUGCCAUAUAGCUAAUCAAAUUCUUACACAUACACACACACACACACACACACACACGGAUCGUGAAUUGAUGAAGGGUGGGAUGGAAAUUGAAACAAUAAUUUUUUAAAAAAAAACUAAAGAUUUGGGGUUGAGCUAAAGCUCUGUGUUGUUUCAUGUUCCCUACCACCUCAGUCAAAAUAAGUAUGGCCAAUACUUAUAAUUCCAGUUUCAAUUAAGCCACAUCACAGUGAGGGCAAUGCUUCUUGCCCUCAACUCUGAAAGAAAUUAUAUUUUUGCCCCAUUUUGUAGACUUACUCAAUUAUCUCCAAACUAGGAAGUGCAUUUUGCUGGGGCAUGAGAAUAUGCACACACACAUCAUCAUCAUCAUCAUCACUGUCAUGAAAUGCAUCUACUGUGUUUUGAUGUGGAGAUAUCUCAUUUUUGCUUCUUACUAUCUUACUCAAAAUAAAUGUGGACAGUACUAAUUAUUCAGCUUUACAAAGGACUGUUUACCUGUACACAGCCAAAUAUCUCAUCCAAUUCCCUCCACACACACACACUUUUAAUCUUUUCAAUCAUUGUCAGAAAACUCUCAGAGUCAUCAAGGAACAUAUUACACAAUCCUUAAACAUCGUGCACUAGGAUUAUAUUUCUCAGCAACUAAAAAUAUAUGGGCUGAAAGCCAGUUUCAUGUCAAGGGUUCUUCAGACUAUCCCCCCCCCCCCCGAAGGAUGUUCUCUUCACAAGGCUAAAAAUCGAAUAUCCUGAGACUCCUUGACAACCACAGGAUUUGAACUCAGUGCAAAUUUUACACAAACAGAUUGGGGAAAAGGGAUAAUUAAUUAUGGUGCCCAAAUUGUGACGCCUGAAUCUCAGGGGUUUAAAGGCUGAAUAUAAAUACUUCCCAUAAAUGUGACUGGCCCAAUUUUGCUGCUUGGGGAGCAUGCUGUAUUAAUAACUUGACAGGUUAUUGUAGUUUACAGUGACAUUUUCACACUAAUUCCUGCUCUUUGUGUUCUUUGUGCUGUGUUAACAGGUCAGCACCAAGGCAAUGCUCAUCUCUGUGGAAAUUAUCCCAAUAUAUAGAAAAAGAUGCAGGUAUAACGUCCGAGAAAAGAAGUGGUCUCAGGCAGCGCAAGUAUAAAGCAUAACCCCUCAGUGCUCUGCCCAUCGCCACAUAAUUGUUGGUGAUAUGCCAAGACUGAUAUUUAACCUGGAGUGUAUCAGUAUUCUUGGGUUGCAUUUGGGAGUCUUACUCAGUGUAGGUCCACUGAAAUCAAUGGACUUAAGUUAGCCAUGACUUCCUAGGAUGCAACUCCUCAUGUUCACUGGCCCUGGUUGAGAGACAGUUUCCAUCAUUGAUUUGGCAUAGCUCUAAGUCAGGCGGUCCCUGUUUAAAUCUCAUCCCUCCAAUGUGAACCCUUUAGGCAGCCUUAGGCAAGCAACUUUCCCCUGACUUACCAUAUAGCAUAUUGUAGGAAUUCGAACUAGACAAUGCCUUCAAUGCACUUGGAAUCCCUAUAUUGCAUUCUGAUAUCUUUUCCUGUUUUAUGUUUUAUUAGUCACCUUGAGAAGAUUUUUAUGGUCAAAGGUAACAUAAAAAGAUUUUAAAUAAGAAGGUAGGAAGUGUGUGAUUGGUCAGGCCAAUGGUACAUGUGACCCAGCAUCCUGUUCUCACAGUGGACAACUAGAUGUCAACAAGAAGCCUACAAGAAAGAGCUUUGUGCAACUGCACUCUAUUUAUGAUUUCCAACCAUUGACAUUCAAAGACAUCCUGCCUCUGACCAUGGAGGUGGCCUUGUCCUCUAUGAAUUUGCCUAAUCCAUGUUGGUGGCCAUCACUCCUACUUGUGGGAACAAAUUCCCAUAGAAAGUACGUCCUGUGUGAAAGAGUACUAUCUUUUGUCUCUUGUGAAUCUUCCAACAUUUGGCUUCAUUGGGUGAGACACCAUGCAUAAUUUUAUACACCUCUAUCCUGUUACUUGCUUUUUCUCUAAACUGAAAAGCUCCAGGUGUUGUGACUUUUCCUCAUAGGGGAGUUGCUCUGUUCCAUUUUCUUACCUGCUGCUGACUUCAUUGAGCAAUCCACAAUGAUCCCAAUAUCUUGUUCCUGGUCAGUCACCACCAAUUCAGACCCAGCAUGUAUCACUUUGCACUUGUUUACACUGAAUCGCAUUUGUCAUCUUACUGCCCAUUCACUCGGUUUGGCUAGAUCCUUUUGGAGCUCUUUACAGUACUUUUUUAUUUCAAGUGCAGUCAUUAUGAAUUUCCCAUGUUCUUGCUGCUUUAUAAGUCAUCAUACAGAUGAAAUAAUUUGCAGAGUUGAGGUUCCAAGUUCCAACAUCAUCACAAUAGUUAUUGAUUGUUAUUCUGCAGGGAGGGUAUUUGCUGCCAGGAUUGUAGCCAAAGUGGGUUCAUGGAGAGAUCACUGUGUUCAAUGGAAACCUGACAUUUCCAGAAGUAUAUUUAAAAAGGAAAAUAAAAAGGGGGAAAGGAUGGGGGAAUCCUGCUUAAUCUACUUAUAGUAUGCCGGAGAAUGAUACUGUGGGAGGUGAAGACAUACUGCAACAUUUGGUUGCAGGUCACCCUCAUAGCAUAUCAUUUUCAUGUCAGAGACCUUUUGUAACACUGGUGAAAGAAGAGUGGAGAGGACAGUCCUCUGUGUUACAUCCAAAGUGCUAUGGGAAUGGGUCUGAAAUAAUUGGCAAAAUAAUUUAUGGUACGUUAAGCUAUUAAUCUUCCAUAUAAGUCUCUUUCCUAUCUAAUACAAAGUAGCUUAUUAUAUUCAGAAAAAUGUAUCCCAACAAAAAAUCAUCCCCCUGAAACAUCACCUUCCUGAAUUUUGCCUUCAAAGUUUUUGAACAGCCACAUUUUUUUCUAGCAGCCAGGAUCAUUUGCUCACUUGCCAUCAAAGACCCCUUGGCUUCCCCUCCAUGUUUUUUUAAAAUGAUUAUUAGUUGCCUAUGCCUUGAGCUUCCUGGGAGGGGCAGGCAGGGAAGACCUGAGCGGGUGCAUCAGACUUUAUGCAAACAAGUGAUGCCUCAAAGAUGAGACAUUUGAAAAGUAACCAGAAAGAUAAUCUCCCCUUUAUUGCCUUCAUUCAUAUUGAAAUGCACGAUCAGAGUAGAAAUCUUAAUCUUCACUGAAGUUUACUUCACAGCUGCUGGGCUAAAUUUAGAGUGCAGGCCAGCUCAGUGUGAGAAAGCAAGGUCUGUCUGAUUGGAUUAAAGGGCAAAGAAAGGGAAUGUCCUGACACUCCUUUAGACUGCAGCGAUUCUCACAAGGAAGCUCAAAUAACAAAAGGCAAGGAAUUUGAUCCAGCAAAAGCACAACAGGCUCCAGCAGUAGCUGUAAAAAAGCCACUGCGAGGUCGUAUUUGCCACACCGUAAGGGGUAGCUUCUCAAUUUGUACUAAAGCAGACGGUGGAAAAAGUUUUCCUCAGCAGACAGUGGAAAAAGUUAUGAGGUCUUCCCUUUCAGAGAAGUGAGACAAAGCAUUGGCUGGAAAGAUCAGCUAAAAGUGAGGUGACAUUGACUGUUCUUUCCCACCUUGAGGAUUCCAAGAUUAUUAUAAGUCAAUUCCUGGUGAAGGGCACAAAGGUCUCUGAAUCGUUCAACACACACAAGUCAAGGUGGCUUUGGACAAGCUUCAGAGAUGCAGUAUGCAGAGUUCAGGUUGGCCUGUCUGGUGUGAAUAUAUGCACAACCACUGGCAAAAUUGAAAAUGCAUGUGAACAGCCACCAACUGCAAUAAAUUUCAUCAUGAUAUGGGUGGUGUUAUGUGAACCCAGCAUAAAAAGCAUGGGGAAAUACAGGCAGAUCUCCCAUUGAAACAUGUGAGCCCUUUCCCACAUGCCUUCCAGAUACGGUAUAGACCAAUGAAAGCUAUACCACAUGUCACAUGGUUGGAUACAGAGGAAUGGUGGGAAUAACCAGCUUGGGAAUCCCUGAGGGAAGAAGGCUCAGAGCUCAGGGAGUGGUGGUGGGAUGAUAAUGAGUGGUCAGAGGGAGAAGAGGGAGAAGACUGGGAGGAGGUGUUGGAAGCUGAAGAGGUAUGGGGCUUACUGAGUGGGUGGGUGGGGAGUCUUUGGCAGAGAGAAGUCUAGAAUAAGAAGCUGAAGCUGAAGCAGAAGAGGACAGAGACCAAGAGGCAGAGAUGAGUCCAGCUGAUGAAGAGGCAUGGGGUGUCUCCCCCUUCUGCUGUGACAAGCUCCCUUCCUGCCCCCAUAUCCUAGAACCAGGAGAGGCAUGAAGAGAGUGGAGGAGAAGUUAGCUUCACAUAGGCACAGUCUCAAAUUUCUUUGAAAAACCCAUGGAGAAGGGUGGACUUAUUGUUAUUAUUUAUUUAUUACAUUUAUAUACUACCCUUCAUCAGAAGAUCUCAGGGCUGUGGGGAGAUGGGGACGUUCUGUUUCAACAACUGCUUCAUGGAGGCAAGAUCUGCCGGAGAUGAGUUGCUGAGCUCAUUAGGCCUAACACUCCUGUA
Molecule: messenger RNA, 61748 nt
Organism: Podarcis lilfordi (Lilford's wall lizard)
Lineage: Eukaryota; Metazoa; Chordata; Lepidosauria; Squamata; Lacertidae
Source: the annotation of a GenBank genome assembly